CAGCUAUACAGAGAGAGCUCAGAGUGAACAGUGAUCACAGCUCCAUGCCUCUACCUGCCUGCCGGGGAGAGACCCCAACCUGCCUGGCACACAGCUGACCCACCCUUACACCCCUGGACAUGCUGGGCUAAGGAUGCCCUAUCUGUACCCAUGAUUUACCUAAUGUUGCUGGAGCCUCAACAUGACAAGGCAAGCACCCCUGAAAAGAUGUUUGAGGGGUCCAGGAAGAUGAGAAGCCUGUGGGAUGGGGUGAAGCUGGAAGUGGCUGGGGACAGCAGUCCUGUAGUCCUCAGCAGCUUCACCCAACUGGAUCCUGACCUGCCCCCAUUGGAGGUAAGAUAAAAGCCUUAAUAUUUGUGUUUAUGGGGUAACCAAAACAAACCCACACCUCCUAAUGGAGAUAAAUACCCAUUACUCCAUCAGUCCUUCUACUUAUACAUACAUUCUUCAAAAUGUACUGCUAUCUCACCCCAUACCCUUAUUAGUUUUCAUUAUUUUUUUUUUGUUUGUUUGCUUGUUUAUUUUAUUUCUAUUUUUUUCCUCUAAAUUAUUGUACUAAGAUCAAUCAUCAUUGAAUUGUUUUUACUUGAUACUUAGUCAAUUGUGCUUUUUAAAUUUAUUUAUUUUAAAAUAAUCUUAAAGGUAUACCAUUGCUACAGCAGUAUACAAUGUAAUUAUUUAGAUAAAUGCCCUUUCUUGCCCAUCUAUUGUGGUGUAGAAAAAGUCAGCCCUCCAAUAAUUUACUAUACAAUUUUACAUAGUCUCUACCAACUUUGGGUUUACUUUCUUUUCUCAUUCACAUCCAGUAGUGAAAUGGUUCUUUUUUUUUUUUGUGGCAGAAGGAAUUUUAAUCAUCAGUGGAUUAAAGUUAAAUGAAAAACCACAUCAACAUUUAAAGGGAUCAGUUUAUUGGGCAACUUAUAUUUCCAAAAGCCUUGGACUGCAAAGGGAAUUACAUGAUCAAAGCAAAUGAGAGAGCAGUCAGGGUCUUGAGCCAAAUGUAGAAUUACAAUGAACUGACUACAGCGAAGCCAUUUCCAUCAUAAUACUGUACAAUAUUCUGGAAUAAAUUAAUACAGAAAUCGGAUUUGCUGAAAGCUUUGUAAUGUAAAUUAAAGGCAGACCGCAAUGAUUAUGAUUGUUGUAAGCCAUAAGAAAUAUCAAUAAAGUUAUUUUUAUUGUACCUUUUAGUGGUUUAAACUAUAAGGAGAUUGACAGAACAAAGCACAAAAAAAUAGAUCAAAGGCUCAUGUUUAUGUUUUUUUUGUGUUUAGCAGCCCUUGAGGUAUUUAAAUCCAUUUUAAUUGUUUUUGUGUUCAAUUGGACUAUUUUUUUUUUUUUCUUUUUUUUUUUUUUUGUGAGGUGGAAGGAUGCCAUUGACAUGACAGGAUUGUGUCACUGACAAUGGAACUCUCAUAGUGUGAAUAAUACAAUGUUUCACAGGGUUUCCACGUGAUGUGUAGUAUGCUGUUUGUGUUGACAAUGUAUUAAUCCACUCUAAUCAAGAAUGUAUUUUGAGCAAUGAUUAAGAUGCUGACCUUUUUGGUAUCCUCUAUAUUGGAUGAGUGAAUGUAAAAUAUGGCAUAUGUAUCACAUUAGAUUUGGAUAACUAGGCAGAGUGUUGGGAGCUAAGGUACAGCAUUAAAUAGAACGUUCGACGUACAGCCCUCUAACAAUCCUCUGUGUUAACCAGAUGGUUGUUGUGAGUAGGGGUUGCAGUUUAACUCAAAAUACCUUAAUCUGCUGUAGAGUUUGCAAUGGAAUCUUGGCAAUAUAGAUAUAGCAAAAUUGCAGUGUACUCUGCGCUAUGGUAUAUGUUGGAGCUGUAAAUAGAUACAUUAGGACAUAAAGGCAGCUAUGUAAAAAUAAACAGGACUUGGAUCGGGCUCAUGAUUUGACUGGCUCUAUGUAUUUCAUCUGACCGCAAGAGUGCUGACAGUAGAUUUAAACAAGACCAGUUCACCAACGUGUGUCCACCUCUGCAUUUGAAUGCCUGCCCUGUAAGUUUUUUUUUUUUUUUUUUAAAUGUAUUUAUCAUAAGAAAAUGCUGUAUGCCCUAUGGCAGGUCACAUUGGUUCAAAUGAAGAGAGGGUUGGAGAAUAGUGGUCUCUAGUUUGCUAGACACCAAAAUUCUAAAAACUUUCAAAGUCUUCCCAAAUGUGUUUUUAUUUUUAUUUUUUUGUAUAUGUAUGUAUUCGUUUUAUUUUGUGAAAACAUAUCUAACCCUGUUUGAACUAAGAUUCAAUCUUUGUCAUGGCCCACUAAAGGUUAAAUUAGCAUUGAACAAUUUUUGUUUGGUAGAAGCGACUUUCUUUUCAUGAGCUGUUGAAUUCUGGAUUUCAUACAUCACUCAUUGCACAGUUCUAUGGCCAGUGUUGGGGUUUUACAAAUAUACAUUUUUCAAUGCUUUGCGGAUGUGCUUUCUCGAUCUCCUGAUAUUUAUAGUUACUCUUGCGCUAUGUUAGAAAGGCUUUCCUCUAGCAAUGUAUUUUGUUUUGUUUUAUGUUGUUUUUGGCUGAUGGUGAUGCAUUUAUUAUGAAAGCUUUUCCCAUUACACUAAGACAGCAAUAAUAGUCUGUUUAAGACGUUGAGCUUUUAAUGAAUAGAUGAAGCAGAUCAUCGGAAUUCACAAUUGCUGUGUAUGUUAUGCUACUUACAAACAGCUUUUCUCCAUUGCUCCCUCUGAGGAUUGCCCGAUAACUUUUACUUUACGACUGCUAACUUCAUAAGUCUUACCUCAGAAUUUUUCUUUUUAAAUGAUUUUUGCAAUUAGCUUUCUUUUGAAUGUACACUUUAAAAUAUGACUGGUGCUGUGAGGGUUAAAGCUAAAUGGGGGAAAGUGUAUUGUUUAUAUUCCCCAGAGUUCAAAGGGGAAGGGGGUAGAUUUUGUGGUUUACAGUUAUCCCAUUUCUCCCCCUCCCCAUUUCUUACAAAUCACAUGGCUCACUUAAUGCCUUGCAGAUGCUAGCCUGGCUCCUUUUUAUCUGGGUUACCAAAUUCCUCUGCAUCCUCUCCCUGGGAUACUGGAAUGGAGAGUAAGGCCAAUUCUGCUGACUGCAGUGUUUGAGGGGGUGGAAAAGUGUUCUAAAAACUAUGCGCACUAUUUAAACAAACAAAUGGCAUAUAAUAUAGCACUCAGCCCCUAUGUAUGUGCUUGACAGCAGUAUAAAUGCUCGGCUUUGAACCUACCAAAACAGAUGAAUUCUGGGAGAAAAUGGCUGUAUUUUUAUAACAAUGCAGGAUUUAUAUAAGGCAAAGCUACUAAACCCUAAAGAAGUGACUUUGUUGAGGUGGUUAUGUACAUUCUCAUAUCUUACAAGACUUUUUUUUAUACCACUGUGUGAGCGCCAGUACGGGGAAAUAUGGGGGAAUGUCCUUUUUGAGACUCUGGCCAGAUUUAUAUAUUUUUGUUCUGUAAAAAUGGAUGUGAGUUAAGGUCGUUAUGUCACGUUUUUCAUGUUUACGUCCAUGUUUGAGUGCGUGGUAUAAUUUUCAUCGUAGUUGCUUAGAAUGCACAAUGCAUAUGGUACAUAUGAUGUUGCACACAUGGCUGAAGCGCAGGUGUGUUGCAUCAUACAUAUAAAUCGCACAACCUGGCCUUCAGUGCUUGCCUUAGAAAGUUAACUUGUGUGCCUAAACUGGUCGAAUAUAUUUUGUGGUUUUGUCAUAUUUUAUAGUUCAUUAAACACUGCGGAUGUAUGCAAAGUCUCUCAUACAUUUUGGUUUUCAAAGGGGACUAUAAACACUGAUCGAGGGGAGGAAAUCCUCUGGUUUUAGCAAGUCCAUUUGAACAUUGUAGUGUUUAAGAAUGGCAAAAUUGAGGCUACAUUACCUGAUUUGCAUAAAUUAAACAGUUCAAAAUUACAUGUUUAGCGAAUGAGUGAAUAACCCUGUUAGGGACACCUCUAGUUUCAUAUCCACUUUCACCUUUAAAAGUAAUUUCAAUGUUAUGUGUGCUGCUUCAUAUAGUAAUAAAUAGAUUUCUGUACAUUUUAUGAUAUUUCCACGUCUACGCACAGUCCAUUACAGCCAGUCUGCCCUGUUGAGUACUCCAUUGACUUUCUAGGCUUGCAGUGGCAAGUAACUUAUAAGGCCUGGCUAGAAGCUGAGGGAUUGAAAUUUUAAGCCCUGGUUUACGUCAAUAUUUAAUUAAUCUUUUUUUUUUUUUGCCAUUGCAUAUUAUGCCCUUGGCAAAAAGGACCGAUUUUGCUGUAAUACAAGUUUUGUAGGUGAUGGGUGUGAUUAUUAAAAAAAUAAAAUAAAUUUCUAUUGAAUUCUAUAGAGUCAGCAUUCAAUCUGUACAUUUACGUCAGUGCAACUUAAGACAAGAGCAGUCUUUGAGGGCGAACAAUAUACCACUACUCAAAAGAUUGUUCAAAAUAUCUCUUCAUUGUAAAGUCACCACAAUAAAGCUUUUUAUUUUUUGACAAAUAAAUGCCCAGAUACCAAACGUAGGACCUGUACAGGUUUGACAACUGUUUACGUACGCAUAAAUCCACUCUGCAUCUAUUUUUGUAUUUUUAUUUUUUUUUCCAGUGUGAUGGAUUUACAUAUAAUCCUUGACAUGCUAUAUAGUGACUUGAUACAAACGAUAACCAGUGUUUAUCUCCUUUUCUGAAUCCAUAUGGCGAAACAUGCAUAUGUUGUUCACUUGAAAAAGAAAGUUGAUGUCUAUAAACACCCACCAAGGCAGCUCCGAUACAAUACCUUAGUUGCAAACUGACCUAAAGGUGUUGUUUUCUGAUUUGCAUAAACCUUUAAAAAGAGGUGGUUGACAAAGUGGUCUUUUGCACAUCAAUAUCUCUCUAUUUUUUUUAUUUUGUUACUUGUCUGUGACCUGCAACCCCUAUCAUUCUUGACCAUGCCGGCAGAAUGAUGGGAGUUAUAAGCCAGCACAUUUGUAGCCAGCUGGAAAAAAACACAAACAAGGCAUUACAAAAUAUACUUUAGGUUCUGGACACAAGAGCUUGCAAUCAAAUAAAACCGUUUCUUUAUUUUAUCAGGCUAUUAAGUCCUUUAGGAAGUGAAACCAGCUUUAGUUUACAUUUUAUGAUUAAUUGACUUCACGGUCUUUGUUGCACAGAUUUCAUUAAGUUCAAGAUACCUUUCACUUUGAAAAUCCUUCAGUAGAACAAGUACUAAUAUCCUACUGUGCUUUCUACAUGAAGCUUUGGAGGGUGUUGUGUAUCUGUUACAUUAAUUACUGAUGGUGUAGGUAGAGAAAUUACCAAAACACUUUUUAAUUUCAAUGGACCGGUCUUCACCUGAUUAGAGGUGUCAUAAACAAACCAUAAUAACAAUUGAUAGUUUCUUUAAGAUGCUAUAAAAACUAUACUCUUUAGCUAAGCACUUGUUUUUUUGUUUUUCUACAUUGAUUAAUCUCCUGUUGUGCCCAUUGUUUUGUUUGUUAUAGGCAGGUGAACUGUAGAUAUCAGGUUGGGCACCUUGCUGCAGUUGUUUGCAUGUCACAAGUUCCAUGAAAAUUGGUUUGUAGGUUUCGCUGCAAAACAGUAAUAAUGCACAAGUGCUUAAAAGGUUAAUCUAAGCACUAUAACCACUGCAGUCUGCUGUAGUAGUUGUAGAAACAUAGAAUGUGAUGGCAGAUAAGAACCAUUUGGCCCAUCUAGUCUGCCCAAUUUUCUAAAUACUUUCAUUAGUCCCUGGCCUUAUCUUAUAGUUAGGAUAGCCUUAUGCCUAUCCCACGCAUGCUAAAACUCCUUCACUGUGUUAACCUCUACCACGUCAGCUGGAAGCAAAAUGGGGAAAAUCACAGGGUGGUAGUUUCUAUUUACACGUAUUACUAAAGUAUUUUCUAAACACUUAAAGGGAUUAUAUAUAGUGUUGGGGAAUACAAACCUGUAUUCCUAAUAUUAUAGCGCCCUCUGCCCCACUCCCCCGUAGCACAUAAAGGGAUAAAAAUAAAUUUUAUUUACUUAUCGAAUUCCAGCGCCGGGGGGAGGACGGGGACGGACUUAAUGUGCAUGCAUGGUGAGCGCAUUAGGCCCUCCCUAUAGGAAAGCAUUGCCACAAUGCUUUCCUAUUGGGAUUUCACUGACACCUGAUGUCCUCAUGCAGAGCAUGAGGACGUCCAGCGUCGUUUUAAUGGAGUGAAACUCCAUUAGAAACCAGGAAGUGCCUCUCUUGGCUGUUUGAUAGACAGUCACUAGAGGCAGUCUUAGUCCUGCAAAGUAAUCUAAAAAGGGAGAUAUUGCACCCAGACCACUUCAAUGAGAUGAAGUGGUUUGGGUGUCUGUAGUGGCCCUUUAAUCGAGGUUCACUAAUUGGAAAGUAGGGCAGAUGUCUCAACAUGGAAAAAAUGUCAUGUGAAGCAAUAGAAUCAAUAACAUUGCUUUAGUUUCCAUGGUGACUGCUUCACUUUCAGAAUAUUGUUCCACUUUUCUGUUAGGAACAUCUAAGCUUUUUUUAAAGGAAAAUCUUAAUUUCUCUGGAAAAUACACUAUUGAUUUAAAAACAACCACUGAAAAUCAACUAUUACUUGUGUUUCAUUUUUUAUGUGAUGUUCCAUUUUCUUUUAAAUGUAAUAUUGUAUAUGUUAUACAUUUUAAACACUCCUAUAAUCUGUAGGCUGUCACAAAUUGCAAGCAACUUGGUAUUUUCUUUACAUCAUGUUUUUGUUAUAUAUUUGUUCUGCCAUAUUUUUAUCACUCCAGAUUUUUGGCGCUUUAUAAAGAAAUUAUGAAUACUGAAACAUCCCAGGAUGAGCUAGGUUUAUAAUUUUUACUUACUGAGUGUAAUUUGGCAGAGCGUGAGUAAGGGCUGCAUAAAACCCUGACAUUUGUACCUUAUCUGCUGUAAAGUUUAAUAUUUACCUUCAGUGACCUUUAACCCCUAAACGCAUUGUCUUAUCUGCUUUUAAAAUAACUACCCUGAGUGACAGUGGAAUGCGUGUUUAUGAAUACAGUUUUUUUUUUUUUUUACAUGAUAAAAAAAAUCCCUGCGAUGUUGUGGGGGAAGGGAACAUAGUUGUUGCAUGUACAAGUUUUUGAAAAAUCUCCUAAAAAAAUCUUGCCGCUUGGCACCCAUACGAGGCAUAUUAAAGAGAAUAGGAUAUUGCAUUUUUCAUUAAUUAAAUAAUGAGAGAUUUGUUUUUUAUUUGGAGUUUUCUAAGUUACCCCUUAGGUUUUUUUGUUGUUUAGAUUUUGUUUGGUUAUUUUGAUCUUUUUCAAUACUGCAGUGGCACCCUCUCUUCAUGGUUGAAAGAAUGCUACAGGUUAGACCUGCCACCCCAUAUUUUAUACCUUAUAGCAGGGUUGACUGAAAAGGUAAAUCCCAAAAUGUUAUAGAACUUCUACUUUCAUGAUGCUUUGCCUCUCAAAUAGCAAAGCAUCAUGGUUGUUGUAGCUCCAAAACAUCUACCUUUUUGGUAGUUUUUCAUUAAAACAGAUCCUCUAAAAAGUAUAAUCUUUUAUAUUUCAGUGACAUCCUCAGCAAGCAAAUGGCUAGGAUCUUUUGGCUAAUUGUAGUCUCUAUAUAUUAAUUACCGGGCAUGUAUUACAUCACACAUACAAACUUAUGUAACCAAUUUUGUUAAGCCAAAUGGGGUUAUUCAAUAAACACAGAAUUUUACUCCGUUAAAUCCAAAUGGCAAAAUUUAGGCUAAAUUGCUGAUAUGGAAAAAGUUAUUUUGCCUCUCUAUAGUCACAUCUUGGCUAUUGUAGCCUAAAUUUCGUAAUUUGGAUUGAAUUUUUAACAUUUUAGUGUUUAGUGCAUAACCCUUAAACAAAUUACAGCCACUCAUACGAGUGAGCUACCUGCAACUUUCAUUCACUUGCAUGGGCAAGAAUCUGACAUGAAUUUGACAUCCUCUGACAUUCCGGCUGAUUUAAACUGCAGUUCACAUUGACCGACUGAGAGUACUACUAGUUGCAGUCACAGCAGUUCUUUCCUUGCUUACUAAAUCAAUUCAAAACCUUCAGAGCUAUCACAAAGGGUUUGCAAAACACCGCCAUGUAUUUAAAGCUUCUAUCAACAAAGGGGAAGAACAUUUAAAGGGUUAAAUUAUGUAACAUAACUAGCAGGAUGAAAGGCAGAAUUCUGAUGCUCGGGGUGAAUUUUUAAAGGAUCCAGAUGAUGUGUAGGAAUCCAUCCCAUUCCUUUAUUUGCUGAUAUUUCUGUCCGGAAUCCAGUGUAUUUUUGUUGGCUGAAGUUAAGUUUCUCCAGCUGUUGAAACAUGUGGCUCAGCGGGAGGCCAGGCCUUGUUAGGGCAACCAUUGCUGUAAUAAGUGAAAAUGUAAAACAUGCAAAUUAAAAAACCUAAAUGCACUCAGGCUUUGGGUACUCUGUCAUCUUUGCUCAACAUGUUUUCAUUCCGCGUGGGCGCCAGGCGUGCACAGUUAUAACCACUUAGCAGUUUAAAAGUUCUGUGCUUACGGAUCUGUAAAGUAUAUUAGGACAGAAAAAGUUUUGAAAUAUAGCUAUCCUUUGUAGCCAUACAGAAUCUUUAGUAAUCGAUAAGGAAGCCUUAAGGGGACACUAUAGUCACCCAGACCACUUCAGCUCAAUGAAGUGGUCUGGGUGCCAGGUCCCUCAGGUUUUUACCCUUCAGAUGUAAACGUAGCAGUUUCAGCGAAACUGCUAUGUUUACAUUGCAGGGUUAAUCCAGCCUCUAGUGGCUGUCUUCCUGACAGCCGCUAGAGGCGCAUCUGCCAUGCUGGAUGUGAAAUUCGCAUCCAGCGUGCAGAGCGUCCAUAGGAAAGCAUUGAGAAAUGUUUUCCUAUGGACUGUUUGAAUGCAUGUGCGGCACUUGCCGUGCAUGCGCAUUCCGCUUCACUCUGGAGCCGACGUCGGCAAAGGAGGAGAGGUCACCAUUGCCGAAGGAGCCUAGCACUGGAUUAAGGUAAGCUGCUGAAAGGGUUUUAACCCCUUCAGCGCCAAGGGAGGGGGACCUUGAGGGUGAGGGCACCCUUAGGGCACUAUAGUGUCAGGAAAACCGCUUUGUUUUCCUGACCCUAUAGUGAUCCUUUAACUCCUGAUAAUCUUAGAAAAUGUUCACCAAACCUAAAAUUUAGGUGGAUUGUAAAGAGAAUGUUAAAUUGUACAUCAAAAGAACAGCAAAUUGAAAUGGUAGGCCGAAAUAGCUGAACCGGAGCAAUUAUACAGUUUUUCCCAGAUCAGCUGCCCUGCUCUGACCUGUACUGUUCCCUAGCCAAUUUCAGGCAAUUCCUAUUUGUGUUUUGAUGUACGGUUCUUCUACAAAGUCUUCCAGUAACUCAUCUAAAAAGUAAGACCUUUUUUUUUUCUCUCUUUCUUUUUUUUGGGGUUAUUUAUAAAAAGGCAACCCUGGGGCAGUGUUCUAAAAGUGGAGUAAUGGAAGAUUCCUUUGUUUUCAAGGAGAUUGAUCCACUUUUAGAACACUGCCCCAGGAGCGCUAUGUAUAAAUAAACCACCUUUGUAUUUCUAAUAUAUUAUUCCGCCAUAGACACCCACACAAAACCUACCUUCAUGCUGCAAUAUUAAUCACAUCACAAAUGGAAGCUCUGCUCUCUGGGUUAGAAAAUGUAUUUUCCUAAAUGACAUUCGCCCCUGGGAACUGAAAUGUAGUAAAAAUAAUUUUAAAUGAAUUUAUGUUUAUCUGACACCGGAGCACAAUAGCAAAUCGCCUGCAAACCAAGCAUAAGAUGGAUACAUUUUCAUUGUUUUGAGAAGGUUUUAAAUUGUCUACUUUCAUUAAAGGACAGCGUGUGCUCAAACGGUGAAGUAUGUUGCAAAGGAUUGCUGCUUGCCUAGAGGGGGGUACAUAUUAAUUAUGCAAUGCGUGGGGUGGAGAUGAUUUAUGUCUUUGAGUUUGCCAAGAAAGCAUCAAAUAAGAUGAUGAUGUAUUCCAUGCAUUUUGUUACAGCCUGCAAUACCAGGACUGAGAAUGGGAGAGAAAGAAAUCUUGGCGCAGGGUAAACGUUAACUGGUUGAAGCAGUGAUAAGCUACCUCUAUAAGCCCAGGCGCUGCAGAUGUCAGGAGAGUGACUAUAUAUCCUGGCUGCUUUAGUUCUUAAAGGGAUAGGUACUCUAAUCUGGUUUUGUGAUGCCAUGCACACAGGCAUCGAGCUUCCAUGGCUAAAUCUGAAACCAUAGGAAGUAGGUAUUCUCCGUGGGUAUUUGGUAGGGCGACUGCGUUUCGUGACUGAUCAUGUAUGCCUAGAAAAACAUAUGCAUACUUAAUGUCUGUAACAAUAAAAAGUAGACUGCAUGUAUUUUUUAUCAUACUGUUUACUUAUAAAAUCUGCAUUUUAAUCAUCUGAGAGUCCAGGGGACAGCGCUGACAAUUGGAAGUUGAACAAGGUUGUUAUUGUUGAGAUUUGUAGGUAACGGCUGAAGAAAUGAAAAUGGUCCAUACGCAUAAAAAUGACUUCCACUCUUGAUGAAACCACUUCCCCCAUAGUCAAAGAGUGCAAUGAGCAUGUUUUAAGUGUUAAAAGAUUUCAUUGGUUAUUCAUAUGGUGUCUGUCAUCGCUAAUUUCUUUUAAAGAGUCAUUUUUGUUUCAGAUUUUCAUAGAUUUUUAUUUUUUUGUUUUUUUUGUUUUUUUUUGUUCUUGGCAGUGGCUCAACAAAAACACUAUGGAACAAUAAUAUUUAAAGUUUUUAUUUAAGGAAGGGUACCAUUUAAUGUGAUUAUUUUUCCUUAAUUUUGAAAUCUAUUACCUCAUUUUGCUUGUAGAAUAAUAUAUAAAGCUGGAGAGAGACUUUUAUCUUAUAUGGUAUUAACAUUAUUCUGAUAUUUCUAAUUAGCUGAUGAUUGUGUUGAUGCGUGAACAUGUGUUUUGGGUUUGUUUAAAUGGCCCAUAUUACUCUCUAUUGAGGAAAUAUGUCAUCAUGGAGCAUUUAAAUCCCUUGCAUCUCCUUCAAGGUGGUCCUUGGUAUGAGACAAAGUAUUAGAAUGGGGCUUAUAGAAUCUGGGACAAAACUGAAAAGUGGAUCAGUCAACUGGGACAUUCCAUUAGUUUCCAUGGUAACUGCUCCAUUUUUAGAUUCCUAUUUGUAGAUAAUCCACAGAGAAUUGCAUGCUUGUAACAGUGCGGUUUGUUUACUAAGCUAGGGGUUUUUAGAAAUGACUCGGUAAAUAACAUUUUUAUGCCAAAAUAGCUUAGCAGGAUUCCCGCUUACCCCACUCCUACUCCCACCAGCCCCUUUGCAGUAUCAUUUCAUUACCUUAUCUCUAUCAGGCUCUUAUCCCACUUAAACCUUCCAUCUUACCAGACAUAGACAUCCCUAUCUUAUAUUAACAAGGACAAUGCAUGUAGAGGUUAAUGGGACUUUACACUUUAUGGGAAGUUGACUUAUCUUGACCUUAGAGUCACUAACUCUACUAGUAGAUAGGUAAUUAUUUCUGCCUUUCUACUCAUGUGCACCAGAUGUUGAGGCUUUAGGCAGUGACUUACCUGCAAAACAUAUAUAUUUUUAUUCUGACUUGAACCGAGAUGCAAUUAUGAAGGCAGAGCUAUGGGGUUUAAGUGAUCCCAUAAGGAUCUAGCUAUGUUUUAUUUAGCAUCAUAGCUCUUCCUGUUUAUGUCUUAUUUUAUUGGCUGUAUAGCCUGUAUACUUGUCAGUUUUUCUUUUAGGAAUUGUAAGGAUUUCAAGCUUAAUUUUAAAUCUUAGACCAAAAUAGCCAAUUGGAAAAUUAACAAUACUAUCAGUUGUUCUUUGGUCUAAAAUGUAAAAUGUAUUUCCCACUGAUUCAAACUUAAAUGAAAAACUGUGCGCUUGUGUGUCUAUAGCAUACUGUAUUUAGGCUGGUUGAGUAUCAUGGGAAAUGUAAUUCACAAGCAAAUGCAGAGACAGGUUUAGGUUUUCAGUAGAUUAUCGCUGGUGAUUUUUUAAAAAAUGUUUCUUUGACUUACGGUAGAUUUAAAUGAUUUAUUCUGAAAAUGUGAUUAAACUUUUCUGUUUUCUCCUCCCUAAUUUCAUUUUAAAGAGUUUUUGAUAAAUCUAAUAUUUUACUAAUAUGACACCAUGAACACAGGUUAUAUAUACAGUAAUCACUAGUAUUCUUCCUGCUUUACAGGUCAGGGUACAUUGUUUAUUUCAAUGCACGUGUUGAAAAAUGUCCACAUAGUUGACUGAAACAUGACAUAUAGGUAAUCACAAUGACUUUUUUUUUAAAGAAGUCCUCGGGGCAUUAUUUAUUUUAUAUAUAGAUAAUAUAUACUGUUAAAAAAAGGUAAGUAAUAGUUGAUGACCACAAUGCCCCAGCCACCCUCCAAGAACUAAAGAGCAGUGUACUGAUCAAAGAACACCAACGUGCAAUGUUUGAUACAGGCAACUAUAUAUGUAAAUCCAGCCGAUCUAUUUAGGGCAUCGAAAGCCGAACGCUCGGAAACUAAGAAGCAGAAGUGAGACUUUUUUGGUAUUUUCCAAAGUGAGUUCAGUGCAACUUUACAGAUGUGAUAUUAAGUUAUAAGUUCCCCCCUUUUUUUUUUCCUCUCUCUUUCUUUCUUUUCUCUCUCUUUCUUUCUCUCUUUGUUUUGUAAACUAGCAAAACUCAUAAAAAGCCCUAAAACCUUACUAUGUAAUGCUGACCUAACAAGAGAUUGGUUUGCCAUUUUGUGGCAAACUGAAAAUUGCAUCAAAUUUUUUAUGUAAUUAAAGGACCACUAUAGGCACCCAGACCACUUCAGCUUAAUGAAGUAGUCUGGGUGCCAGGUCCAUCUAGAAUUAACCCUUUUUGCUGUAAACGAAACUGCUAUGUUUACAUAUGGGUUAAUACAGCAUCUAGUGGCUGUCUCAUUGACAACCGCUAGAGGCGCUACCGCGCUUCUCACUGUGAUUUUCACUGUGAGAAGACGUCUGCGUCCAUAGAUAGACUGGCUUAAUGCGCACGCGGCUCUUGCCGCGCAUGCGCAUUCAGCCGAUGAUGGCGAAAAGGAGGAGGAGAGUUCCCCGCGCCGAGGGAGCCCGGCGGGGGAAAUCAGGUAAAGAAUUAACCCCUUACUCUCCCUAGAACCUGGCGGGAGGGGGACCCAGAGGGUGGGGGGGACUUAGAGACCCUAUAGUGCCAGGAAAACGAGUAUGUUUUCCCGGCACUAUAGUGGUACUUCAAACUGUGAAGAACAGUAAACAGAACAUCACAUUGUAAACUUAAGAUAAAAAAAAUAAACUGUAAACCUUUUAUAUUGGCCUAGAUUUUAGUCGACCACACUUCAUAGUUUAAUUAAUAAACCCCUGAGAAUCUGUUACUCGCCAGCUGCAAUCCAUUGUUUUUCAUUUCCUAUCCUACGUUCAUUUCCUCCGUUCCAUGGUAAACCACCACUUUUUUUCCCCAGGAGAACAGAAUGGAACGAAGCAGGCCGUACAUAUUCUACAAAAAGCUUUGUCGAAGUCACUAGAUUAAUAUGGCUGCUUUUUAUACAACUAUACUUAUUUAAUGUAUUUGAUCAGUAAAUAACAUAUUUAUUAAUAUGAUGCCUGAAGGCAGUUAAAAGGAACACUCCAAUCACCAUAACCACUACAGCCUGCUGUAGAUGUUAUGGGCCAAGAGUAUUUUGUCGUCUUCCCAGUAUGUAAUUUGUCAGAUCGUUUCAGAAUGUUUUGACAAAUUGCCUGGGUUUCGCCUUGCACCCAUGCCACAUGCCCAAAGGUCAACUGAGCUAAGAAGGGAUACGCUCACUGGCAGUGAGCAUCAGCUGAGUGCUCUUAACCAAUGUGCCGAUCCAGGCAGGGUUAGUACUUUGUAAGAGCCGCAUGUAACCAGGUAAGCUAUCUGUUCAAAAACGGAUUGAAUACUGUACACUGUAGUGGUUUUGGUAUAUGUAGUGACACAUAGUGCUGAGUGUUACACUUAAAAAAAACACACCUGUAUUUAAAGGGACAUUUUCUGAUAUACAAAUACCAGAAGCCACAUAGCCAUGACUUUUAAACCUUUUUUAAUUUAAAAAAAAUUAAAAUUUAUAUUGAUCUUUAUUGAUGUAAACCGUUGGAGCUCAUUAGAAAUUCUGACUCUUGUGCAGUCCUUCUUCUCUACAAUAAUAAAAAAUGUGUCCAGAUCAUUCCAUCCUACUGCAGCUUUUGAGAUAAAAUAAUUGAACCAUACCUUUCAAAGAAAAAUAUUUAUUGAAAUCAGGAGGCUGUGUGAUUGCGCACUCCAGAAUUGCCUUACAAUUCCAUCUGAUAACGUUCACCUACAGAGUCUCUAAAAACUGAUAUGACUGUAUCUCGCCCUUGAGUUGAUAGCUGAUGCAUGAAAAUUCAACAAUUUUCUAGUCUAGUAAUCACGAACAAGACCAUUUCCAUCAGGAGAUGGUACCCUGCAGGGAUCUCUGUAUGGUUAUGGAAAGCUGUUGCAUUAGAAUGGAGCCCUGCAGGAUCUUGCUUUAUAGCUGUUUUAUCGAACAAACUGAAUUGUUUGAAAGGCAUGGAUUUCAGGGAUACUAUCUUUAUCAAGUCUAAUGUAUUUUAUUUCAUAAAAGGAGGAUCUCCAAAAAUAAAUACUGUUCCCAAAUAUUUUUUUAAUCUAAUAAAUUUUUUUAUUUUUUUUUACAAUUACUGCAAUACUCUUAUAUUGCCUCUGUUUGUUUGAUUAAUAAGGAUACUGAAAAAUCUGAUGGGUCCGAACUAUCUCUCCAUAAUAUUUGGUGGGAGCACAUGUAGGUUGAAUUCAGCUGAAACUCUGAAAUUUUAAAUAGCAUCUUAUAAUUUUCUAGCACCUUAACUAUGGCUUGUGGUACAAGGACUAUAAAUAUAGGUGAUUUGUUUAUAAUAGUCUUGUUUUUAAAUAUUUAUCAAUACUUAACAGUGAUGGUUCGUCUUGGCACUCCAGAUUUCUCCAUGACGUACAUUAAGCCAUUAAUAGGGUUUGUGGGGGUUCCCUAAUGCCCAGAAUCUGUCCUGACAUUUUCUUUGUAACCGAGCGAACUUAGAUCUUCUAUAAAUCAUCAAUAUAAUCAAGUGAAGACCAGAAUGUCAUAAGUUCAUUACAUCUCUUUACUACAUUUUACAGUACACAUCAAAUGUAUUUUUCAAUGUAUACAGAUUGGUUUGAAGGGAUACUAUAAGUGCCAGGAAUACAAAGCUGUAUUCCUGGUACUAUAGCUCCCUCUGCCUCCCCCUCCCUUGCGCCCCCCACCAACGUGAAUAAAGGGAUAAAAAAAACACCUUUAUUUACUUACCUUACCCUAGCGCCGAUGUGCCCUGAUCGUUGGGUUGCGGCUCCGCCUCCUCCUCCAAGCAGGCGCUAAUGCACAUGUGCGGCAAGUGCCGUGCACGCAUUAGACCUCCCCAUAGGAAAGUCUUGAAUCAAUGGGGAAGAAUGUGACAUUGAAUGUCCUCAUGCAAAGCGUGAGGUCGUCCAGCUUCAAUUACCGAACCAAAGGUCCGCAAGUAUCCAUGAAGCACUUUCCGUGGCUGUCUGGGAGACAGCCACUGGAGACAGACUUAGUGCUGCAAUGUAAACAUUACAAUUCCAGAGAAACUGCAAUGUUUUAAAUUGCAGCGCUAAGUGCAAUAGGGACACUGUACCCAGACCACUUCAAUGAGCAGAAGUGAUCUGGGUGCCUAUAGUGUCACUUUACCUUACUAAACAGUUGUGAUUAAAAAAAAAAAAAAAGCUAAAUUCAGGACAAGAUAGCUGAAGUGAAACACAUCAACACAUAGCUCACUGUUUAGUGAAUAAACUGCACGAUGUAUAUUUUUUUUUUUUUUUUUCUCUUUCUACAACCUCCCACUUGAAUGAAAACCAGAUGGGUGAGUGGGUUGUUCAGUUGCGUAAUGAACAAGAACAGAAUUUUAUAUAUAUAUAUAUAUUCAUGAAUAAGAGAGCGACCCUAAUAUAGAGUAGUGGGAGUCACAUACUGCACCCCUAGAUGAUUGGGAUCUAUAACGCCCAUGACAGCCAAUAACACUGUACGUGGCUGGUGCAUAUUUGGGAUGCCAGGUGAUGGGAAUUGUAGUUCAUUAAUGGCUGGUGAGAAGUAGCAGGAUAAGAAGGUAAUCCAAGAAAACAAUAUUGUCAUUAUCCUGCUUUCACAGUUGUGAUUAGAUUGCAAGGAAGGAUAUUCUUUUCCUUCCUUUUUUUCUUGUUCAUCUUAAAAUUAAAGGAAAUUAACAUUACAUUUUUAGAUCCAGACUAUGCUUCCUCUAUUUACCCUCCCUGUUGCUCAAAAUGAAUUUCCACUUUUCCUUUAUUGUGUUCCUCUUUUUGCUGUUCCUCCCUGUUAGAAUCUGAUUUCUAUUUUUCCUGGCAGAAAAUAAAAAUCCAUCUUUUUGUUCCCCCAGGGUGCAGCAAAAGAGUGUGUUGCUGUGGAAACGGGAUUUGGAAUAAUUGUCAGCUGACCUAAAUGGGACAGACAUGAAAUAGUGGGCUGGAGCCCAGGAGGGGGGUGGGAGGAAGGCAGAAAGGGGUGCAUUCCAGAGCACUCUGACUUGCUAUAGAAUUUUCUGCACUGUUUCCAUGUCACACUGCAAAAACCCCAUCCAUCUUUUCCUAUUAACUCCUUCCUGUACACAGACCAAGCUUUACAUCAGUUUACCAGGGACAGUCAAAAUACAACUACCAUGAUGCUUUGCCAGCUUUGUGCUAGGACUUUGGCUGUAUCUGCUACAGAAUAAAGAAAUAUAUAAAGCAGCCAUUAAAAGAGGAAAACAGUGUUCUGCUCCUCUGUCAUUUAAUUGUAAAACACUCAAUUUCUGGAUCUAUUUUCUAAACACUAAGUAGUAGUGAACUUAAUCGAAAUGCCUAAAAAUAGGCAAAAAUAAGCUGAUAUUGAGAAAUUAUCCUACUAGAUUUAAAAACUUGGUUUUCAUUUCACCACAAUUCAAUGUUUAGUGAAUAAUUCCCAUAGAUUAGAACAUUGGCGUGCAUGUCACAAUCAUAUAUACAUGUUUAUCACGGGUGCCCAAAAGGUAGAUCUCCAGCUGUUGUAGAACUAGAACUCCCAUGAUACUUGGCAUGCCUUUAGAAUGACAAAGCAUCAUGGAGGUUGUAGUUUUAAAACAUCUGGGAAUCUACCUUUUGGGCACCCCUGGUGUAUAUGAAUGUUACAAUGUAAAAGUGGGUUCAGUCAGCUACUACCCAUAUAUCUGAAUAACGAGUAUAAUGUUAAAGCAUCCUAGAUGUUGUUAUACAUCACAGGUACUGCGACUAGUUUAUUACAUUAUGUAAUGAUGUGAUUAAUCUACCAUUAUACAUCUUACAGAUAUUUGGGUGAUUUCUUUUUUUGACUCACCCUGCUCUGUACGUAUGUUUAUUUAUAAACUGUGAUGUUUUUGUGAAUUGUUAGACACCUAAUUCUGUACUAAUAUUUUUGAUCAGGAGUCCUGACUGUUUUCCUUUCUACGUGUGAAAUCCAUUUUUGGUUGGCCCAACAACCUCAUGUAUGUAGUUACAGAAGAUGCCUGCUCUAAAGAUCACCCUUUGUCACUCGCUGACCUUUCCACUUCUUCCAGGAUCCACUGCCUCAUUGUGGGUUACCUGGAAGUGCCCUGGGCCUAUCCUACCGCACGUGCAUGUUACUAUUCAAAGCAAAGGGUGUUUACCUGUUUCAUAAUGUCCUACUGCACAUUAUGUGACACCUGUACAAUAAUGUGUGGCAUUUUGGCCUUGUAAAUCCAACAGCACAUUGUGUUCAUUUUCUAAGCUAUACAAGAUAUUUAAAAUUUAUUAUCGGUAUCAACACAGCUUUUUUGUUGUUGUUUAAUUAGUACUUUAACAUUGCUAGCGCUAGUGACACCAAGGAAUUAAAGGGACAGUGCUAUUUUAUGAUUUUAUUGCUGUUUUAUUUUAUUUUUCGUUUUGCGGGCUCUUCUGUUGUUGUUUUUUUUGUUGUUGUUGUUGUUGUUGUGGUUUUUUUUAAGAGGGACACUACUGUCCCAGUCCUGUUAACUUUGUAAUUGAAAACAUUGCAGUUUCAGAGAAACUGCAAUGUUUAUAUUGCAGUGAAAAAGGAACACUACAGUGUUAGGAAAACAAAGCUGUAUUCCUAAGACUAUUGUGUCCCACUACCCCCAUAGGCAUCUUUUAUUUUAUAAACGCUAAAUAGUGACAAACAAAUCAUUGAAGCCAGUUAAAUUGUAAUAAUAAUUGUUUUAUUUUUUUUAGAACAUAGAAUGUGACGGCAGAUAAGAACCAUUCGGCCCAUCUAGUCUGCCCAAUUUUCUAAAGAAUUGAAUACAUUUGUAGUAAAUUCUCAGAUCAGACCAGUUCUUUUUAAUUGAAUUUAACUACUGUAAGCCUUUUUUCUUAAAAAAAAAAAAUAAUUAAAAAAAAGUAAUUUUCACUGAGUUAUUUUCAUGUAAUAUAAUUGUGUGGAAGAAUGUCCAGAAUAUUUGAGUUAUCAGUCUGGAACAUGGUUUGCUUGCCCCAUCAAAAACCUAUUCUCCCAUGAACCCUCAAUAAGUCUUUGUUUACACAGAACAGGUUAUUUGUACCAGGAUGAUGGUCACCAAUAAAGGAUUUAAAUCAGAGAAGUCAUUGUUGAUGCUAGAGGGGUUCGGAAAUCUUUCGUUCCAGCUAUUCAGCUCUGUAAUAAAGACAAUUAAGAAAUACAAAUUCUCCUGCUACAAACCUAAAAUUAUCUCUGACCCAGCUGUUUCCUGAUCCUAUUUCAAGGUAUAUGUGCCCGAUCAUGUGUAGACAAUGAGUGUAUUUUUGUCUCAACAAACCAUACUAUUGUCGGAACACCACACUGUUAGGAAUACAAAACUACAGCACCCCUCGCCAGCCAUGAAAGGGUUAAAAAUACCUUUAAAUCGCUUAUCUGAUCCAAGCACUGGGGGUCCUGCAUUCUCCGGGAGCCUAAUGCACAUGAGCGACUAGCGACGCACGCUCUUUAGGCCUUCCUCAUAGAAAAACAUUGACUCAAUGCUCUUCUAUGGGUUUUUUCAAGACAUUGGACGUCCUCAUGCAAAGCUAGAAGCAGUCCUAACUCUGCAGUGUAAACAUUGCAGCUUCUCUAAAACUGCAUUGUUUUACAUUUCAGGGUUAAGGGGACACGGUCACUGCACCCAGACCACUUCAAUGAGAUUAAGUGGUCUGGGUGCCUAUAGUGCCCCUUUAAUAUUGUUUUUUUUCUCAUUGUUUAGUUUUGUUUUCCUGCCCUAGAGUAAUUUGAUAGAUGGCACCGCCCAUUGUCGUGUUAUAAACUUGAAAAAUAAAAUUUAGUGCUAGCAGGCAUUUCUAAAUUUCUAUAGGAUAUUUUUUCCAGCUAGUUUAAUACUUUCCAACAUCUUAACCCUUCACCUGCCAAAGACCAAUGAAUCUCCGCUUUCAUGCAUACAUUUUUUUUAACCUUAUCAGUGUCUGUAGCAUUCUAUCAAUGCUGCAAAAUAUAUAUAUAUAAUAGUGGGCAUAUUUUAACUAAUAAUGCUCUUUGUUCCACAUAGUAUCCCAUACAUUUAUAGAUUAAGAUGUUCUAUAUUAAUUACAUUUAUUUUUUUUAGGUUGAGAUUUAAUGUUUUCAUGCCUGACAGAAUCUUGCUGUUUUGUCUAAGGUCUAAUAUCUUAAGAUAUGGCUUAAUUAGAUGGAAAUUGUAGCCCGCUGGCAGCAUAGCCUCUGUUUCUGAAGGAUAAUCAAUAGUAAUAAAAUGUAGUCUCCUGAUUGGUGUUUCCCAGGCCGCUCUUUCUAGAGGCGAGGAUUCCAUUGAUCAUUUGGUCACCAGUAUUGUAUAGUUAACCAUUGCCCAGCCAGAGAGGAGGAGUAUAUACAAAUAAGUUAUUCAGUUCCACAAUUCCUUAAGGUAACGGGCCUACCUAUAUUGGCCUGAUUUUCAGGUCCUGUCCUGCCUCUGACUUUGUUCCCUGGUGUCCCUCUUUUGGGGACAUCAGAGAACUGUCCCCACAAGCAUUGUGGGUUUUUUAACAUUGCCUAUGCAGCUCGCUAAUUGUAAGUGGCCGUAGGAUGGAAACGUGACUGCGCUGUUGAAACAGCCUUAUGCAAAACCUAAAUUGUGUCUUGGGAGGAACAAAAAGGCUGCUUUGGUAACUGUUUAUUUGUUUCCUUGGUAACUAACCACCUGUUAGCAACCACUGUCAAGUCUGUAAAUGGCCUAUUGUCAAUGAAGAUAGAAGUGACUGUUUGCUUCUGCUACCAAAGCAGACUGUAGUCUGCAAAACCAGUAUGGGGUUGUACACCUUCAGCAUAGGAACUCGACAAACAGCUAUGGAGUGAAGGACAAAUAGGUUGUAGGGAAACAGAAAUCAAAUAAAAGGCUUUUUUGUGUUAUUGUUAUUUUUCUAAUUUUCUCCUUGGAUGUUUUACAAAAAGGACUACAUUGCUUCUUGAUAACUAAAUUUCGUCUUCUGUGACCAUGCUGUUUUUUUUCAUUUUUUUUUCAUUUUAUUAACUUAUUCUCUAUAGACAAUAAGACCUGCAGGCAGUUAAUCAGAUACAGAAUUUAAUUAAACUAUGCACACCCAAGUUCACCCCACUUGGUGUACAGUAUUUUAGUGUUCUUAAUCUACAGUUUGUAAUUGGGUGUCAGAGACUGACCACUACUUUCUAAACAUCAAAGACUCUGAAUCCACUUGGCACUCAUGCCAAACGUUUACAUCUCGUUUGCUUUAGUCCACAAAGCCCCCCCUCUCCUCUAAUUUGCUUUGGACAAUAGACAGUUACUUAGUCUUAGAUUGUGUUGGCGCUGCUGGUCACAUGACACUGCACUUCAAUCCCAAUGUUCUACAGAAAAUGCACAAAGGACUGUGAGUGGAGAAGCACAAAUACCAGAAUGGAAAUGUGGGAUGUAAUGAGCUCUGCAAGUAUAAUUUCUGUAAACCUACAUUAAACUUCAUGCAGUGUGCAAAUGUGUGUCCCUAUAAUUAUAAUGUCUUCUACCUGUGAUAUCCACUAGAGAACCUAUCGACAUCAUAAAAAUAAUGGCAUCUAAAAAGAAAAUGUAUUUUUCCAGGGGAUUGAUUAUUGUUGUUGGCUUUGGCGUAGUGCCAAAUAUUACUACACUAAGGCUGGCAAAGCAUCAUGGGAGUUGUAGUUUUUCAAAUUCUAAAGGGAACCUAACCUUUUGGCCACCCCUGAUUUAAUAUACUACUUGGUCAUUUUGACCCCCACCCCACGUAACAUUUUUUUUCAAAUUCCAAACGUAAAUGUAAAGUGGACACAAAAUGAAUGUUUGUGUCCACAUUUGGUUGUUGCCCAAGAUUACUUGGCUCCGUGCUGGUAUGUUUUGUCUCUUAUUUUUAAUACUGCAAUAUGUUCAUUUGGCAUUUUGGAAGCCUACACUGGGUUUGUUGUGGCACAGCGGAUUAGUUAGCUGUCUGUGUAAAGGUGAGUUAUUCAAUCUGUGGUUUGGAUGAGAUUCAAUAACUGUAAAACAAAAGACUGUUUUAACAUAGGGGUGUGUCAAUCAGUGAUCCCACAGGAUAAGUACAAAGUGUGCUGGAAAGGUUUAUUACUGAAAACAGCAGUACUGGGUACGAGGAUUUGGGUAUUUUUAUUUAUUUUAAUUUUUUUUUCUUUAGUUGGUCACUGAUCUACCCUGAGUGGUAAAAUUAUUUUGAUCCCUUUUUAUCCUUUAAUGUUCUGGAACCUUUCGCAAAUUGCAAUACUUAAACUCUAAAUUUUUCCAGAGGUCCGUACAGCGGGUGUAUUGACAAUAGUAGGUGUAUUGACAUACAUACACAUUUAUAUAUAAAAGGAAAAGUGUGCCCAUGAGCUUAAAAUCUAAAGGAGGCAAUGGGAGUGAGGGAGACAAGCAGGGUUUAACACGCCUCUGUAGUUUAAUAUUUAGUGUUGUGUAAUAUUUUAGAUAUGUGUGUGUGUGUGUGUGUGAUAACUCACAUUUCCUAAAAUGUGGGCAAUUUCGUAUGGGCACUCUAAGGCAAAAAAUUGCAAAAGGUAACUUUUCCCCCCCACCUCCUAAACCUCCCCCUACCUCUCCCCACAAACUCCCAUAAUGCUUUGGAACCUAAAUACCCCUUUGAACUACUCCCAUAAUGUUUUGCAGCCUUAAGGUAACACAGCUGAACAACUUCCAUUACUUUGCACUCCUAAAAGCUUGGGCCUGUCUCCAUGACUAGAGUUUCUACUAACAGGCUAACUAUAAACAUGCACGACAUAACUGGUUUAUUAUAGGCUAAAAUGGAAGUAAAUGGGUAAAAGUAGGCAGAAAGAAAUGUUUCACAAAUCAAUCUGAUUUCCAACAUUGAGUCUCUUGUAUUAAAACUAAGAGGUUUAUAGAGGAAAUCUCUCCUUGAGCUCCUGGAUCAGUUUGUGACUGUGGUCACAAGACCUAUGAAUGAAAAUCUGUACUGAUCUUUUCUUCUGCUCAAAACUUGAGACCUGGAGGAAUUUCCUGUCACCCCCUCUGUGCCAUUAAGUGUACUUUAGGGGCACAGUAAGUGUUACCCCUCAUGACAAGGGCUUAGGCUAAUUCCAUUAUAUCAUGAUAUACAUACUAUGUUCGUUAAUAUUACUGUACAAAGGCGAAGCUUAUCCCUGAGACUUGGAAAAAAUUGAUUUUAUAUAUAGCAGAGGAAAGAGCCCUUAAGAGUAAACAAAAAACAUGUGUAAUUAUCUGUCUAGAGAUUUUAAAACAUAAAUAGUUGAUUUGUAAAUAGGGCUGGAUGCUCUGACGAACUGAUAUAUUCAUGUGGCAUUUGGUAUAUACAUAAACAUUUUUAUCUUACUUUUUUUUUAAAUCUCAACGAGGUCAUUCAUUAACGUCUGUCCCAGAUUAUUGAUAUCUGAUAUAUUAGCAUGUGUUGUCAUUAUUGUCUGAAAACUACCCAUCGCUGUUAUGUGAGUUGUGAUGUGCUGAUUAAUAUAUUUUUAUUUCUUUUUUUUUUUUUUUAACCUUAAGGUAUAAUUUUGUAUAAAGCUCUGUAGCUAAAACUUUUUCAUGUUGGUUUAAGCAAAUGCAUUGUCAUUAUUCGUUGCUGGUUACUAUCCAAAGAUCUUAUCUUCCUGUAAUAAUGACAUGUAGGAGGACCUGCAAUGUCUCAAAUAUUUAACAGAAUAACAAGCAGUUUUUCUCUUGCAGCCUGUUUUGUUUCGUGCUGUCACUAAGUAUCAUUGUAUUGUUACAGCCUGACUAACUCCUAUCAUAAUAGAUUGUUCAGGCUGUAUGUGCUCUGAGUCACAUGACCUUUUGUGAUGUUACUUUUUAUUUUAUUUUUUUUAAUGUUCUUUUGUAAUUCUUUCAGUUUUGGUCCCUUGUGGGUUUUUGUUGUUUUUUUUUCUUUUUCAGAAGAGGGUUUUUUUUUUUCUUCUUCUUCUUCUGAAGCUGAAGAGCGGAAGAGAUUGAUUUUGCGGGUGGUUGAAGUUUCACUGUUUAAAUAACCCUUUCAGUGCUAACCAGGCGUAAAGUUCACACAUGUUUUUAUGUGUUCUCGGUUUAGAAAUGUAGAUAUGACGUGUGUGUGUAUAUGUGUGUGUGCAUGUGUAUUCACAAAUUUAACUGAUAAAUGUCCGCUUUCAGUAACCUAACUUCUAAAUCGUAUUUAACCCCGUAAGGACCAAACUUCUGGAAUAAAAGGGAAUCAUGACAUGUCACACAUGUCAUGUGUCCUUAAGGGGUUAAACUUUGUCAUUAAAACAAUCAUUGUUAUUCACAGUGUGCCACUUUUUAUAAGAGUGUCACAAGUGUACCUUCAGCUCUCAACUACAAGUCCCAUAAGUCGUAUUCCUGUCGAGGGUCAUGGGAGAUGUAGUUUGUUAGCAGCAGUAGUACCUGUAGGCCUAUACUGCUCUGUGUUUGCUUGUGCAUUCGAUUAGUUUUAGGUCUCUUACCACAUAAGUACUAACAUUUCAAUUGGACAAAGAGGGGCACUUUGAAUUUUAGGGUUGUGAGUGGGGGUUUGGCACAGAGCAUUUCUGAGUAAUUAUUUUACGGUGAGAAUUGUUGCCAUGUAGCUCUGUUAUAUAUUGUCGCACACCAACAAUAUGAAGCUCCUUAAAAAGAGGGACAUAUGGAUUUGUGCCCAAAAAAAGCAACUUUCCCUCCUAAAUAGUCCAGUAUUUAGAUUAAUAUACUGUACAAUGCUUCUAAUCAGUCAUUAAUAUGUUAAUUUGAGGUAAAAAAAAAAAAAGAAGCUAAUUUAAAUAAAAUUUUCACACAAUUCCAAAAUCUGAUAAUCUGUUGUAUUGUAUCUUCUAUUUUGUAAUUGGUAAUGUAGUUGCUUUCACUGGGUUAAACAUAUGGUUCUGGUUUAGCAGGUAUCAUAACCUACAUCUCACAGACACAGCACAGCAACGCAGAUUAGCUCCCAGCUGGGAACUGCCCGUUACCUUAUGUUUGGCGGUGUAUCAACAGGUUUUGUUUUUGUAGAGAUGCCCAUUAUCCAGUUCCUGUGUUUUUGUAGUUAUGCAAUGUUAGAUUGAUGGGCAGAAUUUGUGAAUGUACCAUUUUCAGACUGUAUUAGCACAUGCAAUAUGUUAAAAUGUGUGAAAAUGUAAUUUCACCUCUGUGGUCUGUCACUGACUGAUCUUAGCUGCAACUUCCCCUCAAACGGUAAUAAUUUGACAUUAAAAAGGUCUGUACUGUAUAAACAGGUAAAGCCCCAAAGCAAGUUGUUUUCUUAUUUGGAAUUUACAAUAUUUUUCUUAACAACCUGCGGUGCCAAUAUAUUUUGCAGAACCAAAUAAUUUAUUGAGCUACAGAGCAUCCCGUGAGAGAGAGCGCAUUCCUUUAUGAACUGUAUUUUUCCCAUGAAUAAGGGGAAAAGGCUGUAAGAGAAAGUAGUCCUUACUGUGUCUUAGUAAAUGUUUUAAAUUAUAGUCCAUAUUCAAUGGAGAGGGGUGGGAGAGUGCCCAUUUAAGGCGUCUUAGAGGCCUACAAACCAAGUUGCUGUUACAAUUUCAACUACUUGAACUUGUAUCCAUUUCUUCUAAGCUAUCUGGUCACACAGUAUCUCUAAAUGGCGGUGGGAGGUUAAUGAAUCUGCACCUUGGCUUUGUAUUGCUCACCUGUAAAUGACUGAGUCCUAUAUUUCCAUUUAGAAGUGGGUGUGAAUAUUUUAUAGGAAACUCAACUGUGAAAAUCAUUGCUCACUUUUCAAGAAUAUAUUCAAUCACAGAAUGAGCCGUAAAACUAUAGGAUUCCGAAGCAAAAUCUUUAAAUAAUGAUAGCUCUUUUUUCAAUUUUUGAUUCAGGAGUGUAAGGUAAUUUAUGUCGGCAACUACACUUUAAUUCAGUGACUUUUGUUAAUCUAUAUAUUUACGUUUACGUCCAGUGCAUGCAAUGAGUCCAGGUCCUUUAAUCCUAUUGGUUAGCAGGCUUUCUAGAACCAAGGAUCCAAUGGAAGCAAUUUAUUUUUGGUGUUUAGCUCUGAUAAAUAUAUACUGUGUUUUAUAUAUACCGGUGUGUGUAUAUAUAUUGGCAUUUGUUUCUUAUUUUUGUUUAUUUUAUUACUUUUUUUUUCUCCUCCUUUUUAGUUUUUAAUUAGUUUCUUGUUUUCCAUCUGUUUCCUUCACAGUUAAGGACAGGCUAAUAUUGUUUGCGGUCUCAGUAUUACCCAGCAGCCGGCUCUCCAAUUGUGGUCACACUGCAUAGAUACAGAAAAUACACUCUCAAAACAGAAUAAAUUGCAACUUUUGAAAGUUCUGCUACUCUUGGUUUUGCCUGCAAGCAAUUUCGUGUCUCACUGACACAGUUUGCAGAAAAGAGGAACCGUCAUAUUUCUCUUUUUUUAUGUAGGUUUAUUAACCCCAAUUUAAGCUUCUUUACAGUUCACAACCUCAGAAGGUUGAAAUACAAAGCUUAAAGGAACACUCCACUGCCCAAAUAAAAAAAAGAAACUAAAUAUACUAUUUAGGAGUUAUUCCCCCAAUGAAAACAUGUUUGCAUUUAAUUAUGCAUUUUGUUUUCAUUGAAGGGUAUAUCUAAUAACAGCUUGCAAAAACUGCCGAUGUCUUGUCUGCAGCCUUUGCAAGCUCUUCCCUAGAUCAGAAGUAACUAAAGUUGGUCAUGAAGUCACCUCAAAAUUCCCAGAACACGUAUGCCAGGAAAUACGCUAGCAGCCACAUACCUUAAUACGAAAUUUUUGAGGUAUGUGGAGGUAUGCGGAUAUAUUGUGUAUUUUGACAAGGAAAUGUAUAGUUUAUUUUAGGAGCUAUGAGUUAAUUGUAUCUCUUAGUUCCUUGUUUAUCAUAUAUAUUUCAGUACAAAUCUCUAAACAAACCCAUGUUACAAAAGGGAAGUCUGAGGGAUUUUCUUGAAUGUGCAAAAAGUGCUCCUCAUGUGACUGAAAAAAAUGGAGAAGGAAAUAGAGAUUGUGGCAGGACAUAGAACUGAAGCAAUAUAUAAAAAAAAAAAAAAUUAUUCAAUAUGUCCCGAUUCCCAAAAAACAUUAGGAUUUCUUGUAAUAUUAAUUUAAUGUUAUGUAGACCUCUUUCUGUCAGUAUGGUUAUCUCCAGAGAGAGAUUAUUUUUAGUGGUGGUCACCCCGAUCUGGUGGUUUAUUUAAGCAGUAAUGUGUAGGGGUUAUCUCUCUAAUCACAGACAUAAAAUACAUUAGGUGUAUUAACAUGCACACUGAGAAGUCAGCUUCCAUGCACCCUAUUUAUAAUAUCUCCAGGCUUGGAGUCCUUGUUGUUGAGGUUUGACAAGCUUCAGUACUGAUUCCUUCUGCAUUGAGAAGAGGCUUUCUCUAUGCGUGUUUUCUACUGGAAGAACGUUGCUCAGUCAAACCUUACUUGGGUCAGAGAGCACGGAACAUUUCUCAUUUUUCCAGUUUUGAGAAAGGACUGGAUACACACCCUCAUUCCUCUUUAGAAAAGAAAAAUAAAGCCACUUGUGAAGUCUGGUAAAACAUUCGUAUGCAUAGUGAAGGGUCACUAUAAUCUAGAUAAUAAAUCAGAUAUUUAAGUUCAGUUUUAAACUCAUAAAACAAUUUGCUAUUGUUUCAUCGGCCCCACAUUCUUCAUAGUGAGCUAAAAUGACCAAAUCAAGAUUAUUCACCAAAGCCCUUACAGUGCAAGUGUUUAUGCAAGCCACUGCUUUUUCACAGCGCACCUACCUUCAUAUGCUUAAGGCAGGGAUGGCAAAGCAUGUAUGGCUGUGUAUCAUGGCAAACAUAGUUCUCAAAAAAUCAGGGUGGCCAUGUUCGCUAUCAAUGAGCCAUGGUAUGCUUCUAGUCGAGUAGAUGCUUUAAGAUUCUCAUUUAUUUGAUGGUCUUUAUCUUGCGUUCUCCCAAAAAGUUCCAUCCACAUUUUAGGGUUGAAAUAUGCAAAAUGAUUUAACUAUUUGCAGAGUUGGAAGGGGUUAAGAACACAAGCAAAGUACCUGCUAGAGAGCUACUAUGGCUGCAAAAAUGCUCUUAAUCCUUUUAUGGAUUUACAGGAUAAUCUUAUUCUGUUUAUUAUUUGAUGCGUCUUCAAGGCCAUCUGGCGACGGACAUCUGGUGGGGACACGUCGCACUGGGUGUCGGUAUCAGGGAGGCUGUGUAUCCGAUUACACUAUGUUGAGAGGAUUAUGCGGCCGCUUGGCCAAAACAUCUCUGGCGAUGGGAGCUUUCAGACAGGGCAGGCUGUGACUGGCAAGGAAACUUCGUCAGCUGAAAGGUGUUAUGAUAUAACAAAAAGGCGGUAGCAUAAAAUAUAACACAAAUUAGGUAUCAGGCUAUAAACAAUUCCUUUAUUCCCAUGAGUAAUAAUUCUAAUUUGGCAUUGAAGAGAAUAUAAAAUCCAUACAUUGCAUAGACGUAAAAGGUGUAUGGUCAAAAAUAAAUAAAUACAAUAUACCUUUCUCCAAACCUCUUAGAGAUGUAAAUGCGUGUAUGUACUUUAAGUGAAUAUUUGGUUGUUUAGUGAGCAUGGAAAAAAAAUACAAUUAGGAAAGUUUUUUUUUUUUUUUUUUAGCUUUUUCCUUUAAAGUAAAAAUUGUAACUCCUAUUUAAAAAGAAGGGUGAGCAUUUUUCACUUUAGUUUACAUACGCAGUUGUUCCAACGUUAAGUCAUUUAAUCGCAUCGUUGUAUUGUAGCUACAUGUGCCGCAUAAAUCUGUGCUGUUUACUCUAAAUUGUUAUUUUGCAUUUCUUAUUCACGCAGAGCUCCACACAGGAGAUCGGAGAAGAGGUGGAAGAUGGUGUUAUCUAUAGCAUCUCACUCCGUAAAGUGCAGCUCCACCACAUCGCCAACAAGGGGCAGCGAUGGCUGGGGGUAAGCAGAGUUCCAUCUCCCAUGGGCACUGCAGAAGGUGGGCUCGCUGGACCUCGGGAUGCCACGGUGAGGAAGACAGUGAUAGUGGAAUCAGGGGGUUGGGAGGGUGGGAGGAGAUGAGGGGAUCUAUGGGUGCUGUGGCUAUUGUAAACUGUAAAAAAAUAAGUGACAUUUCUUUUGUGACUAGAACAGAUAGUGUAGGACCCUUAUGAACCAUCUGCAUCCUGGUUGGUGUUCCUUUUUGAUCUUUAAUAUUGUGCUGUCACUUCUGAUUUAAGCCUUUUCUGAAGUUGUUCCCAUUGCUCUACACUUCCUGUGCUCUGAUAAUGCUUACACACAUAAUUCAGAAAUCCAUGUCUAUCAUCCACCAUUGUCUGCAACAUCUCCUGAUUUCUUCGCUGUAGUGCGUCCUAGCCACUCUAGACGUGUGCAGACUAUUGCAUUGUGUCCUUACCAGUUAAGAGUCCAUCUACCCAUUUUAAGAAAUCAAAACACUAACCUAGAACACCCAAAACACUUCUAGGCACUGGUGUUCUUUUGGGGGUCAGAGGUUUUUUUGGUUUUUUGUGUGUGUGUGUGUACUGUGCUCAAAGUCUUGUAAACUCAGAACAUAAUCUGGAAAUUUACAUAAAUGGGAUAUAAUUCUCCUGCUUUCCUGUGACCAGAAAUAGAUUAAUCUUUCUCUCUGAGAUUUUGAAGGAAACAAAAAAAAACAACAGUCUUUUGCGUUCAGAUUAAUUGUGCUGGGCUAUCUGUGUGUUAUUUUUACAGAGUAGAUAUAAUCAAUGGCAGGGACAGGGUGUGGUACGUUGGUGUGGAGGCCACAGUGCUAAUCUGAGGUCAGCCAACUUCUUACAGCAACAACCAGCCUAUUGAGGCAGGGGCCACAGCAGAUCUACCCUCCCAUACUUGUCCUUUUAGAGGCUGUCUAGUUUAUUAACUAAAGAAACGGAAGGGCAAGUGUAACCAUAAUAAAAACUGUACACAGGAGGAUCUACUCACUGCAAGGAAGAAAAAAUAUAUAUACAACUUGGAAAAUCAUUUCCUACCAGAAGGAACAGGAUAACAAAACAUCACAAUGUAUUGUUUAGAAAAAAUAUAUAAAUAAAGGGGAUUUUUUUUGUGUGUGUGUGUCUGUGACUAGGACAGAUAGCGUAGGACCAUAGAAAACUAUCUGCCUUCUGGUUUUAAGCUUUAAUGAAAUGGAAUUCUCAUUCGGUUGGCCUAUUACUCUUGGCCAACUGCAAGUACUGGGGAUGCAGGCCGUUAACUUUAGUUUAUCUCUCACAUUUUAACAUUGGGUUGUCCGAUCCUUCAUUUCACAUAAUCCAUAGAGGUAGUGAAUUGGAAUUAAACAUUUUACCCUUGUAAUAUCCCAGAACACAGAUUCCUGGCCCUCUUAGACCAGAUUUGGACAGCCCUCUACUAGUUUGAUAAUUUAUCCAUCCUACCUAAUACAUAACUUGAUAUAUUUUUGGAGCACACAUGUCCAAGUAAAUGAUAAAGCAUGCAUGCAGUCAUCAUAGUUACAUAGCUGAAAAGAGACUUGCGUCCAUCAAGUUCAGCCUUCCUCACAUAUGUUUUUGCUGUUGAUCCAAAAGACAGGGCAGGCUUUCAUCAUGCAUGCUUAAAUAUGUUUGUAACAUGUCAGAUCUGUAUGGUCUGUACAGUCAUUGCAUUUUAUGUCACGUCAAAUAACAAAGAAAUCAUUCAUUUACAGAAACUAAUAUCAUUGUUGUUGGUGUUUUGCUACCGGCUGCUGCUUUACUGAAAAAUAAAUGCCAAACCAGGCCUAGAUGCAUGUGGUUUUUAAAGCAUAUUGCAUCUGCAUCUCACUCAAAGUAUUUCAUUACAGUUCGAGAACGAAUCAGCCUUGAGUUUGUAUGAGACAUGCAAGGUGAGGACCAUCAAGGCUGGAACACUGGAGAAGCUUGUGGAAUACCUGGUUUCUGCAUUCAAAGGAAAUGAUUCCACCUAUGUUACCAUCUUCCUGUGCACUUAUCGAGCUUUCGCAACCACCAAGCAAGUUCUGGACCUUCUCUUGAACAAGUGAGUUGCCUCUGGUGUCUGUCAGACAGAGAUUGGACAGUUAGACUCCUUCACAACAUCUGAUGGCCAUUGUUAGAGAGCCAAUGAAAAAAUAUUCUUUGAUACAAAAAACCCCCCCAAAAAAUAUUAUAAGGGAUGGUGGUUCUUGGACUGAAAUUCUUGUUAUCUCAAAGCAUUCAUUUCUUUUACCAUGAUUAUUUUAUUAUUCAAUGCAGAUUUGGGAGACUGCAACCCCAGCUAAACGGGGAACAUUCUCACAACACCAUUGAUGAUCGCCUCGAGUUAAAAAAGUAAGUUGUCCAAAACAGUGUUCAACUUGAAAUUAAUAAAAUGCUUGAAAUCUGAUAAUUGGGGUGAACACUGCAACCGUUUUUGACUUAUAACCGUAAAAUAAAAAGCAAGCCAAUGACUGCCCACUCUAGACCGUUUAUUUACAGAUCAGUGAAUUGCCCUGAGUUCACAACCAACCUCAAUAAUUAAUGUUGUAGAAGAGGUGUGAGAGAAAUUACCAAGACUGCAGAGUACAAAAAUAAAUAGGAUUAUUUAAUUUGCUAAAAUUCCGAGUCUAGUGAAUAACUCUUACUCUGACUAUCGUGUUUAGUGUCAAUGUCGGUAUGUUGGGCAGUCUUCUCCCCUUUCAGGAGAACAAACUCCUAGUUUUUUUUUCCCCCUAACAACCACCCACAACAAGACAUUCUAUUCAAAAAUAGAACAAUGCUUUUUGUGAAAAAAUAAUUGACACUAAACAGCAAAAUUAGUUCAUUUAUGAAAUCCUCCGUAAACACUGUGGUUUUUCUCUAGAAAACACCCACAUUGCAUCAUACAGACACGCCAUAAACAUAUGCACUAUUAUUGAAAGUAAUUUUGGAUUGAUAAUCAUGAGUAAUUAUGAAACAAAAAGAGGAAUUUGAUCUAAAAUUUGGCAUGAUUCUAUUUUCACAGCUUCCAUUCAACAUCUAGCUGUAUCUUGUGUUAUAAAUUAGCUAACACAUCCUGCUAGGUUUUUAGUUACCUACGACCCCAGCCAUUUAAAAUUCUGACCAGCUGUCAUUCUUUAGUUACAUGCCCCAGACAGCACGUUUUGACUGAUCAAGGAGUAGAGUAACUUAGUGAGCUAGAGGUUGACCUUACUGGCCUCAUCCUAGGCAUAUUUACAGACUAAUCUUGUCAAGCUACCCAAGAAGGCCCACAGCAGACUGGGGACAAAUACAUUUUUAAUGCAAGUCUUGAAGUUUCAAUUGAAAGCAGCGUAGACAAGAAGCAUGUCUUUCAGUAUUUCUGUACUGUGCUUAGAUGUCCUGAUUAACAUUACAUGUUUUGUUUUUUUUUUUUUUAAUGUCUGAAUAUUGUUGUGAAAUAAUUUGAAUUUGGUGGGCCAGCAUGUGCAAAAAUGGGCUGGCACAAAAUAAACAAUGUUUCUGAACUGUAUUGGCACAUUUCUCCAUUUUGCCUGGUAGCACAAUCUCCUCCAUCCUGGGAGCAUGGCUAGAUCAAUACUCUGAAGAUUUCCGUCAUGCGCCAGAUUAUGUUUGUCUAAAGCAGCUCAUCACUUACGUUCGGCAUAAUAUCCCCGGCUCAGACCUGGAACGAAGAGCUCGCAAUCUGCUGACGCAAUUCCAGCGGCAACAAAUCAGCGAACUGGCUCAAGAGGGUGAGUCUGAUAAUUAAAAUGAGAAAUUAUAAUUGCAAUUAGGCUGCUUUUAUAAUAAAUUAGGAAAUAUUAUUUCUUAACAAUAUCCGGUCCUUAAAACUUUGUCCCAAGUUUUUCUUUUUUUAUGGUCAGUUUAAGCUUUUAAAACCAUUAUCAGUAAAUGUAGAUUAAAAUGUUUGGUGUUCUUCUCCAUAAGUUUUGGAUUUAAAGGAAAUGGUUUUAGUACACUUUUGAAAAUGGAAUUAUUCUAUUCACAAUCUAUAUUUAUUAACGUUAAAAGUUUCUGAUGUUUAAAAUUAAAACAACUACAAGUUCCAACUCACAAUGUAAAACAUAAGGAACAUGAUAAAAAUGCAUACUAGCUAUCCGAUGAAGAAAGAAUUGAAAAGUAACUCAGUCUGAUGCUUGAAAUUAUGGACCAUAUAAUUUGAAUAGUAUAAGGUGUUAGAAACUAUUUGCAUUUUAGGUCAUAACCUUGCUAAAGAAAGGGCUGACGAUAUGCUGAAAUCCCAAUGGAAUAACCAGCUUUUUCAUGUCUGUGAUUCCUUUGGACUUAGUGAAAUAUCAGUUGUCCUCAUCAAUGCAAGCCCUGGCAAACAAAUAUAUUCCAAGUUCUAGCUGAUACAUAUAUAUAUAUAUAUAUAUAUAUAUAUAUAUAUAUAUAUAUAUAUAAAUGCAGAAUAGUUUUAUUCACAGAUGUUAUAUCUUUUAUUUUGUACUUUGGUUUUUCUGUAGCGGUCACCCACAAAAUCCAGUAAUAUUUAUCCACAAGCUUUUGUUUUUUUCAUUUGUAAAUAAAGACUGAAUGUAUGCAUUUUGUUUGGUUUUGCAGCCGUGGAUCACUCCAGUUAUUCCUUUCGCUUGGUAGAAGAAAAUUCUGUCUUGGGGGAGAAGGCAGAUUUUCUCUCCUUUCGGCAAGAGAUGGUAGCGGAACAGUUUACAGUUAUGGAUGCUGUGAGUAUGAAGUGCCUCCUAUCUAGCAUGUAGCAUGUAACCCAUUGUACAGCGCUACGGAAUUUGUUGGCGCUAUAUAAAUAAUAAAAUAAUAAUAAUCUAUCUCUUAGUGCUGUGUGCCACACCCAGAUUUUCUAUCUCUCAUCGUGUAUUUUCUUUAAUUUGUCCAUCCCUUUUCAAUGCUUUCUAUGCAUCUUCUUUUUGUCCUUUUUUUCUCGUUUCAAUGGAUAACUUCUCUGUUUCAUAACCUGGAGGAAAGAGUCUUGGUGGCAUCUUGUGUCUUAUUGUAUCACUUCCCUACUAUAGGAUCUCUUCAAGAAGGUAGUACCCUAUCAUUGCCUUGGGUGUAUCUGGUCCCAAAGGGAUAAAAAGGGGAAAGAACAUCUGGCUCCAACUAUCCGUGCAACUGUCUCCCAGUUCAACAGUGUCACUAACUGUGUCAUAUCCACGUGCCUGAGUGAUAGGUCACUGAAGCCACAGCAGAGAGCCAAGGUGGUGGAGCGCUGGAUAGACGUGGCUAGAGUACGUUAUAUAUAUUACUAUAUUUCAUUUUCAUAGUACCACGUAGGCUUCUGUCUAAUCCUCAUUAUUCAUUUGCUGUAAAACAUUUAUUUAUUUAUUUAUUAUUCUGGUUCACCUACAGGAAUGUCGUAUUUUGAAGAAUUUUUCCUCUCUACGUGCUAUUUUGUCAGCCCUGCAGUGUAAUGCAAUUCACCGACUCAAGAAGACAUGGGAUGAGGUGUCCAGGUAAGGAAUGUUGAUACACUGAACAUAUAAGAUCUGACGUAUUGGAUUUUUGACACCUUCAGACAAGGGGCCACACCAUUUAUCAUAUUGUAUUGUUUUGCAACCAUAGUCUUGCUUCUAAAACCUUAAAAUUCAGGUCUAAUUCCAAAAAUAACUAUAUAUUUUUUUAUUCCUUCCAGGGAGAGCUUCAGAAUAUUCAUGGAACUUUCUGAAAUCUUUUCAGAUGAAAAUAACCAUUCGUUAAGUCGAGAGCUGCUGAUUAAGGUGUGUGUUUAGCAAAAUUGGUGCAAUGCAUGUUUAGAUUCUAAAGUUAUAAUGGCGCUAUAAGCCUCAAUCACUGUAUGUCAGGAUUCAAUGAUCGCGGAGCGGUGAGCAACUAACUCAGAUUAACAUAGGGGCUAAUGGAGCUGAAGCAGUGAUUGGUAUCUUCGACCCACCUCCUUUUACCCUGAUGACUGACAUCCCGCUUAACAGAAUGCCAAUUUGACGGGGGGGUGGGGGGGCGGCGGGCGGGAAUAUAUAGGUUGAGAGAUUAGCAUAGGGUAUGUUUAUUCUUUGAAAUGCUUCCUGUGGGUGGGCUCCAUCUCCACUAGAUUCUCUUUGGAGGUAUGACUGGUUUACUGCCCUUAAGAUUCUGUAAUUUGGCCCUUCAUAUUUUUCAGCACCAGGCUCAAUGGGCUCUUAAUCUGGCCCUGGAAGCACAGAAAGACAUCAUGCGUUCAGAACUUUAGAUCUGUUAAACUUGUUUGAAAAGUUUUUACCUGCUGAGACUCUUUCUUCAAUGGCCCCUAACUGCUUUUAAACUGCAUAUUUUUACUGUAUUUUUUUGGUUCUGAUUAUAUUAUUUAUUUAUUAGCUGCCUGUAACUAUUCAGCACCUCCCUUUUUUAGAAAGUUUUAAAGACCCAAACACUUGUUUUCUGUACCUUUAAAGAGCUCUGUAUCUCAUUUUAUCCUUAUCUGUACUUUCCUCGUCAACUUCCCCUACUCUAUCCCACCGCCCCAAAUGAAGUCCCAUGUGCUAAAUGUGUGUUGGCCUGAUAUCUUUCUCUGCGUACGUGAAGAGAGACUUUACUGUUUCACUUAUUUUUUUAUUUUUUUUUCCACUCCUGUUUGUGUCUUAUCAGUCUAGGGAUUCCCUGGUAUACGCCUUUCAGUCGACACCCGGCCAAGUGCAUGUUCAAUGUGUUAGACAGGGUGUGAGCUGCACCUUUGAUCUAUUUCGUGUAGGAGGGUAGGAAGGGAUUCCCUUCUCUUAUCGGAACUUUCCAGUUACUGGCCAGCACAAGCCACCUCCUGCCCCAACCCUGCUGCUGUGUCUUAUCAAAGUUGGCACUUUUUUUUUCUCGUAAGCGUAACCCAAUUUCCAAAAUCAGGCCAUCUGGAAACAAUCAACUAAUAUUUCAUCUUACAGGCACUCAUAAAAAUGUUGCAGAAAUAGCCAGAUAAAAAUGAGUAAAUUAAUAUUCUCCAUUCAGUGGGGGGAAUGCCCGUGACAUCAUAAUUUUAUCUAAUGUAUUAUUUCUGAACAUUCUUAGAAUGUUAACCUGACAUUUGUUCAACUAGAGGCAACUGCUGACUGUACCGGCAGUCGGUAUUUGUGAGAUACAUUCCUUUACAUUGAUAUAAUGAACAUGAAUAAUUCCUUUAUUUAUUUUUUUUGCAACAUCCAUCUGCCAGGUGCUUAUAAAUAGAUGUUCUCAGAGCUUUAUUAUGGGCUGGGCACCGGCUGGAGUACAUUCAGGGUUUUACGCUGGUUGUCAAGUGCUGUGAACCACAGAAUAAUUGUUCACACAUAGUUGGAAUUUCAGAGUUAGGAUUCUCUCUGAGAUAAGUUUGUCGUGGGAGGGUGUGACUCUUCGCGCACCUUUUCAUACUGGUACAUUCCCGGACUGCUCUAUGACUCAUUUUGCUUCGAAAUGAAUGGGUAGAUGUAAGGUGAAUAAUUUAGCCUACGUCAUGGGAGCUUGUAUUUAGAAGUGUAUUCUUUAAAAAUACUUAUUUCCCCACCUGACAAGUUUUAAACUAAAAUUGUAUACUACCAUUUUCAACGUAUCCUGGUGUUAUCUCGAAGAAGUGCUAGUGGACUUUGUGGGUCUAAUAACAUCAGAAAAGUACACUUCUUUUAUGUGUUUUAAUAAAGCACCAACAUAACUCAAAAUUGGAUUGAUUUUAUUUCUUAUUUUUUUUAUUAUUAACACUGUUCAAUUCUUCAUUUAGGAAGGGACUUCCAAAUUUGCAACUCUUGAUAUUAACCCCAAAAGGGCACAGAAACGACAACAGCAGCAGAGAGAGCUGGUAUGUGAUAUUAAUAAAAUCAUAUAUUGGUGAUUGGGAAAAAUGAUAUGGCCCCGUGAGCAAACAUUUGUCUUUUAGCUAUUGUGCACCCUCUGGUGUUGGCUUGAGGAAUUUUCAAUUUUGUGUGUUUAUUGCAGGGUGUAAUGCAAGGCACCAUCCCUUAUCUGGGUACCUUCUUGACAGACCUCGUUAUGCUGGAUACCGCAAUGAAGGAUUAUUUAGAGGUAUGUACCUUAGUUGCGUCUUUGAUCUUGACAGUCUACGGUUUGACUGCUCUGUUCUUAUAACUAUAUGGUUUGUGUUACAGGGAGGACUCAUCAAUUUUGAGAAGAGGCGGAAGGUGAGUAAUAAAAUUAUUGCAGAUAUCUUUAUAUCUGUUGUGUCAUUUUGUCUUUCUGUGAGGUCUUAAAUCUGGCUGUAAAUUACACUUUAAAGGACAUACAACAUGCUAAUGGAUAAAGUAACAGCUUGUGGUUCUGAUUCUAUGAAGGCAUUAGAAUGCAUAGACCCAUUAGCUGGAAUAUGUAUUAAUGAAGCUAUGGGAGACAUGCCUUUUUUCUUUCUACUAUUACUACUUAUUUAUUGAGGUUUGGAAAAAAUGGCAUUUCUUCACAAAAUGUUACAAUUGUAAUGUUCAAUGGCACAUAUGUAGGUGAAAAUUCUAAUUUUAUUUAUGCAGGAAGUGUUUCCCCUGCCCCUAUUAACGCUGUUUAGUCCAUAUGAAUAAAGGUCAUUGCUCCAAAUCGUGGAGCAGUCGCUAAAAAGUUUCUAUUGGUUUCCAUGGCAACUGCUCACUUUGAGAAUUUUGACUCCAGAAUAGAUAUUCGUGCACAUCCCUAAAUGUUAAGAGCUUACCCAUUGGCUUGCUUUGGUCAUCAAUAACAUCCUAUUGAGCAGGAAUUUUAGUAUAUUCUGUACAGGGAUUUCUUGUGCUACUGUUUAUUGAUUCUGUUUCCCUGAAAAGUCUUUAUUUUUACUCUCUCUACAAAGGAAUUUGAAGUCAUCGCCCAAAUAAAACUGCUGCAGUCAGCAUGCAACAACUACAGCUUCCUCCCUGAGGAAUCCUUUGUUGAAUGGUUUCAUAGCGUGGACCGGCUAAGCGAGGCAGAGAGGUGAGUCCUGUGACUCCAUGUAUGUAUGUAUUGUGCUAAAUGCAGCACAAUUAAUAUUUUAGUUCUGUUUACAGUGUGACGUGAUCAGGCAAAUACUCAUACAAUGUAAAAUAGCUAGAAUAUUCUUAGAUACCAUGAUUCCAAUAUCACCCUUUAAAAAAAAAAAAAAAUAUAUAUAUAUAUAUAUAUAUAUAUAUAUAUAUAUAUAUAAUAUAACUAAAUUAUAUAUUAAAUGAUUGAGUAUGCUGAUGGUUUGUACUGUGUUGGGGGGAUUGGAGUCAUUUUUCCUCUUCCUCCUGUGCCGGACAGCCACUCUCUCUCAGGAAGUGCUCUUAAGAGUAAGUGCAGAGGAAAUAGCUUCCCUGGACUCAGCUGAAAAACAUCACUGUUAUCAAAUAGCUCAGAUUCCUUCCGACUAUUUAAAGGUGCAGCUCCAGCUAGAGUGCCCAAUAAAUUAGAGUAUGGUAAGUGCUGUCCUCCAUAAAGUAAAAAAUAGAGACUGGUCUGUCAUUUAAACUUGUUCUUAAAAUGUCCUGUCCCAUAAAGGGUACAUUAAAGAUUUCAAUGAGAUGCAGUGAGUGUUGUAACAACUCUUGACAAUCUUCCAAGCAUUAGUGGACAGAAGUGUCUGAAACCCCUCUGAUCUGCAAGAAACUGUCAGAACUCAACAUUCCUCGGGGAAACAAAACUAUCCCUUAGGAACAAAUAGCAUGUCUUGCCGUCUUGAAAGUCUUGUUGAGCCCAUAUGAUAACAUGACAUAUCCUCCUUAAAUCAGACACUCUACACCUGCAUGCUUUUUCUGAAUAAGUACGUCAUCCCAUGUCAGCAUAGCGUCUUUAAGUAUUAAUUAUUGUGAUAAACAUUGAAUAUCUUUAAAGAGGGAAAUCAAAGGCCCGAGUGACACUACAAGUCAAUUAAAAAAGGGGUUAGGCUUCCUUAAAUCAGAAUUACUUAUGCACAUAAUGCCUAAGUAACUGGAGAGGAAAGAAAGAUACUGGAGCUGUCCACUUAACCCCUUUUUUCAUAGAUAGUUUUGUAACUAUUCCAAAUAUUGCAUGACGUUAUAAUAUGUGCUGUAAAUUCUCUUUCAUUUUCUGCCUGAGGGAUGCCCUUUGGAGAACAUUCCUAACAAACAUUUAAUCAAAUGUUCAUAUGUAGACUGCACAACCAUUUGCUGUAUGCUGGCUACGUGCAGCUUGGUAAAAUUCGCAAUCUCAUGUUCUAUCCUCAUCUGCCGAUUUGUGUUACAGUUAUAGCUUGUCCUGCGAGAUUGAACCUUUGUCCGAAUCUGCAAGCAACACUUUAAAAGCUAAGAAAAACACAGGAAUCAUCAAACGAUGGAGCGAGUAAGUCUACCGAGCCAGAAAUCUUCAACACGUUGACCUAGAGUUGUUGUAGUACUUGUAAUUGUUGUACCACUCCAAUAAUGUAACCGGAUGUGAGGUGGAAUCGUUGUUUUUGGCACACCUGUUCUAAGCUAGUUACUACUCCAACAGUUCCUCAAGUGCCACAGAUGAUCUUAUUUUAUCAGUAUUAUCAUUUGAACUAAAAUAAGUAAUUCCUACGUUUUGUACCAUACCUGUUUUUUCUUUGAGGACUGUUAGUCUACAAAAGCAGAAUUUUGUAAGGAAGCACUGGAGCUGAAUGUCCAUCAAAAUUUUAAUAGCUACAGAUGGCCUACAACUGCUGUACUGAAUUAAAGAGGUUACGGAUACCAAGAAUGUAAUCAUGAUUACCUCAAAAACUUAUUUCCUAGAAUAGACUUCUAAUAUGUCAUAAUACAAGAGAUGAAAAGGUUUUACAAGUUUUUGUGUUGCUGGUUAUUGGCAUUCGUGGUCAAAGCUAAUUUUAACCCCACCGGUGUUUAUUUUUUUGUCUUUGUAGUAGACAGCCAGCAAGCACAGAACCCUGUCCUAGUGUUAGCUCUCACUCUAAGUCCUUUGACCAGCUUAAGUGCAGUACUCACCUGUGCGACACCACUGAUUCUCUCAGCGUCACAUCGGCCGGAUCCAGCAGUUCUGACGUAGAGGAAAUUAACAUCAGCUUUGUCCCUGAGUCCCCGGACUGUCAAGAGAAGAAGGUACGGGAGGGAAAAGUCCAGGCAUCGCCGGCACAGCCUGCAGGACGCUACGUUCCUGAGGGGGUCAGUGCCUGCUCUCUGUGCUUUGAUGUGUGGGAGAGAGGGGGGAAAGUUCUUCUCUGUAUAUAAAAAAUAUUUAAAAAAUCCAAGGAUUGUAUGAAAAAAGUAUGUAAUAUAUUGAAUGUUAAAACAUCACUUUACAGUCUCUAUCUGGUUUAAAGGGGACACUCAGAAAAAUCAAUCUGUGAUAUAUACUUAAGUUUUCUAAGUAAUGUUAUAGCCAUAGUCGUUUAGUUUAAAAUAUAUUGAGGUUUUUGUUUAAAGGGCACCGUCACAUCCCAGUUUUUUUUAAUGUUUUUUUUUUAAAAUAUAUUUAAUGUUUAUCCCUUUAAUUAAGAUAAAAUGUAUUAAUGAUCCAUACAUCUUUAUCCUUAAAGUGGUCGCUUCCCUCUUAGCUCACUAUCAGUCAUUCUUAUAAUCUCUGUCCUUCUGCACCUGGCAGUCCGCAAAGAGAAAGCAUACAAAGAAGAGUAGAAAUUAAACAGUUAAACUAUUUCUUCUCCUUAUUUGCAAUAUUUGGCCUGGCUUUGCCUUGUUUGAACUGGAUCAUGAUGACAUUUACUAAAUAUUGGAUAUAACUUUAAAAGUAAAUGGAGCAUCUCAUGAUAACAAAGUUAACAUAACUUGUGUUUUAGUGGUGUCCAUUCCAGAGAAGUGACAGUUCUCCUUUAGUUGACUCCCCUCCAGUGUGAGCUGCUGUGUUCCCCAAGUAUUCUACAGACCACACUCAAUGCGUCUGUUUGAAUCACCCUGAUAUACACUGCUUAAUGGAGGGACAAUGACCUGUGCUUACUGACAAUACAGAAAUCGAAGGAGAGGAUUCAAAAGCUGAAAAUAUAUUACACUAAAUAAAAAUGGCUUUUAAUAUAUGCUACACAGUUUCGAAAAUACAAUUUACCUGAUAAUUCCCCUUUAAAAUGAAUCUGCUAAAAUUGAUUUUCAUACAAGACUAGGUACGAUUUGAACCUUUCAAAUACCAGGUCUGGGUACUGGGUUUCUUACGGAAUGUUGCCACAAGAAGAUAUUUGUAAUUAGACAAUAGAUUGUUAUAUGUAAUAGAUUGUAUUCACUUUUACAUGUAUACACAGUUAUAGUUCGUUGUAUAUCUUCUUUUUGGUACGGGUGUUGCAUAUCUUUUAAAUAAUCCACAAUACCCCUCCAUCUGAAGGUUGCAAGGUGAAUGUUAGUGUAGGACUCCCCUUGACGUGGCAGUUGGGCUUCCACCUAAUGGUGAUUGGAGUGAUGCUAAAAACCUCUAGUUAUUUAAAUUUGCAUAGGGAUUUUGGAUAGCGCGCAAGUAACUCUUUUUUCUUUAUUUUUCACAAUAUCCAGUCUGUUUGUGUAGCUUAAUGUCCAAAACCGUAACCAUCUUCACUUCCAUCUUCCUUUCUUCAGUUCUGGGAAUCAACGUCACUAUCCUCGCUGGACACUUCUGGAAUUGGAUCGGCCUCAAGCAGCGCCUCUUCAUCCUCUGUGUCUUCGACCCCUGUCUCUGCCUCUCGGAGCCAUAAACGUUCUGUAUCUGGAAUAUCCAGCUAUUCUUCCCUAUCGCUUCCUCUCUACAACCAGCAGAUAGACGAUUGUUGCAUUAUCCGGGUCAGCCUAGAUGUGGACAAUGGCAACAUGUAUAAAAGCAUUCUGGUAAGAGACAUUGUUUGCUCUAUCAUAACCUUUUAUAAUGAGUAAAUGUGCUAGAAUGACACCUGUUACUAUUAACUUCCAAAGUUUAUGAUGCAAGUGUAAUAAGAAAGGCCAUGUUAGUGAUUGUGUUUGUAUUGAAAAAACACAAGCUAAUAGCAGGUAAUGCCAUGCUUUAUUUUAAACUAUACUUUCAUUUAAAACCUUUUUAAAGUAUGUUUUUUUUCCCCAUGUCUACAUCGGUUAUUCAAUAAACUGUGAAUGAUUUAGAAAUUUAGACAAAUAGUUUAACCCAAAAAAUAGCUAUGCUGGAUUGUCUUGUGUUUUGGGUUAAAUUGUGAAAUUCCCUGGUAAAUUGCCAAUGUUCCUGGUUUAGUGGAUAACCCUGUUAGUUGUAAAUCGAAGUAUAGAUUAUGACUGUUUGUUUAUUUCAAAGGUGUUAUGAAUUUUGCUAAGCUUCCACUGAAAAAAUGCAAAACUGUUCAUAAAAUGACUCUGGACUCACUAGUAAAAAAACAAAAACAUUAAACUUUGAAUAGAUAUUACUCUUUGCUUUAUGGAUAGAGAACCAUUAAUAUGUUAAAGUGGCACUGUCAUGCCAAACUUACCUUUAUUUAAUUGCUUCCUCUUCUCCCUCUUUCAGGAUCUGUUUUCUGUUUCUUCCUAUUUGAUCUAGUUUUUUUUAAAACGUAAGACAAAGUAGAGACUACUUUGUCUUAUGUAUUUUUCCUACGCCUGACCAGCGGAGGAACAAAGUUUGCUCCAUUUCCUGUGGUCAGAGCAAUUUCCCACAAUUCUCACCUUUCCUCCUUGAUCUCGCAAUGCUUCCUGUCAGUAUUCCCGAACGUCCUGUCAUUUAGACAGAACGCUGGCGAAACUACCGAAUUUCUUCCUAACACAAUGAAAACAGUUUGUUCAUUCAUGUUAGGAUGACAUUCAGUACUUUUAGGUCAGUUUGAAAUUUUAUUCGACUGAAUGAAAUUCCGAUCCGAUCCGUGCUGCGGCUGCAUCCCACGGUAUUAGGGAGCUAUCUAUCUAAAUUGGUCUUUCAGCCAACUUCACUAAGACCAAGAUUACUUAGUAUUAGUGAUUAAUCUUCCCCUACUCGCUAUAUCGUGAGUAGGGGCAUGUCUAGUAAACAGUGAGCAGCCUGUGCUGUGUAAUUUGACUCCUAACACUCUGAUUAACCAGUCAGAGAGUUAUGGGUCAAAUUACACAGCAUGGGAAAAUUCCAAAGAUGUUUCCCACGCUGUGUAAAAUGACUCAGAGCGCUUUGAUAGGUAAAUGUUGAGACUUACCUGUCAGUCUCUUCAUUUACCUGUCAGAGCACUCUGAUCGGUUGGCUUAAACCAACAAUCAGAGCGCUCUAAGUCAAAUUGCAGGGCGUGGGCUGGCUUUAUAAGCCCUUCCCCGCCCUGCGGAGCUCAGUCUGCGCCAUGCCCUCGCUGGGUGAAGAUGGAAUAUUUUUUAUUUUACAAGUUUGACGGGUAUUAUGUUUUUUUUAAUUUGGCCUUUUUGGGGGCUGAAAAAAGGUUUUAGAAAAAAAGAAAACAUCAAAUGGUAAGUACUUUUUUAUUUACAGGUAUUUAGUUUUAUCUCCCCCCCUCACUAUUUUUAGGGUGAGGGGAGUAGGUAGGGCUUUAUUUAAUUUUAUUUGGGUGGGGGGAGACUAGGGCCUUGGGGACGAAUGAAUAGAUGAAAUUCCCGAAGUGAAUGCCAAACUGUUUAACUGGGCAUGCGCGGGAAUUUCACAGCGCUAUCUAGUGUGGGCAGAUGACGUGUCCCACAGGGACGUCAUCUACCCACACAAAGAUGGAGCCACCCAGGACCUAGGUCCGGGCACAAAAUAAAGAUAAAAAAAAUAGGUAAUACGGGGGGCUUAGGGGCAUUUGGAAGGUGACUAGGUGGACAAUUAGAUGUAGUGGAGUCGGGACGGGGUUUAAAAAAAAAAAAAUGGAUUCGGCCAUGACAGUGCUGCUUUAAGUAUAAUGCUUUUAGACAAACUAAAUAAUGAAGGUGUAGACUACAAAAAGUAAAAUGGCAAUCUUUCAUUGUCAAAUCCAUUAUCUUAAAAUCUGUGCGUUUUUUGUUUGGUUAGAGGCAGCAUUGACAAAACAUAAGGCUCCCUGGUGAUUUGUGGAUCCGGCUGUAAUGUGUGGUUUUCUAUUGGAUCAGCAUGAUCUCACCGUCAUCAAAUGUAGUUAAUAUAUUAUAAAAAUAAACAUAUAGAGGAACCUUUAUAGAUACAUGUUUGUAUAAUCAUAUUUUAGAUCUCCUGCACUGAACAAAAAAUAUUUUUAAUAUAUUCAAUUUAACUGGCAGACUUCAUUUUACAGGUCGUUCUUUAAGUGUUAGUCCAAGCAUCAUGACUACUUCAGUGAGCUUUACCCCAUUGCUGCCGGAGUAGUGUAGUAACGGCAGCAUAUUUGGGGUAUCAAUAGCCAGCCCAGAUCAAUUCUGUAAGGAAGAGUUCUGGCUAAUGUAAAUUCUGUGCACAUUUUCAUGCACAGUGUGCUAUUUAUUAGCUCAUAGCCCUUCACCGAUGAAUAGUGAUUGUAUCGGCUUCUGCAGCUGUGUUCUGAGGCUCAUAGCACAUCACCAUGGAUGCUAGGAGCCUAAGAGCAAAUCGGAAGGCAGAUGAAGGGCAAACCGUCGCUAAACGGUUUGCCCUGUUACUGGGGAUCCGGGCUAAGAUACUCCUCACUUUAUGGUUAUGAUGCUUGGGGUAAACCUUUCAUUUAGUUUUUGUUGUCUUCUUGUGCUUCUUUGACAUUUUUUGUACAGACGCUUGUUCUCAUGUUCUCCAUGAUUUUUUUUCCUUCCCCCUCUUAAGGUAACGAGUCAGGACAAGACCCCUGUAGUAAUCAGGAAAGCGAUGGCCAAACACAAUCUAGAUGGGGAGCGCUCAGAGGAUUACGAACUUGUUCAAAUCAUAUCUGAGGAAAGAGGUAUUUGCCAAGCAGCGGAAUUUGUACCCCAAGUAUUAAUGUUGUCACAAAGCAUAUAAUAGGGCAAAGACUGAAAGUAUGUGAAAAUAGAUCAUAGCUAAACUUCACUAAGAUACACCUGUUCUUCAAUAAUCUAACUAGUUUCUGAUUCUGAAUCAGAAAUGUUUUGUGUUUUCAAUGCAUCUGUUUUUAAUAAGAGCCAGUGAAAUUAAAAUAUGCUGAUAUAUUAUUGAUGUAUUUCUUUUGUCCUCAUCAGAACUGAAGAUCCCUGACAAUGCCAAUGUAUUUUAUGCCAUGAACUCGGGAGCCAACUAUGACUUUGUGCUGAAAAAACGCGGCUUCUCUAAAGGAGUCAAGAUUAAACAUGGUUCGAGCUCCACUUUGCCACGUAUGAAGCAGAAGGGACUCAAGAUUGCUAAAGGCAUUUUCUGACACGUGAAGCAUCUUGUAUCCCCAACAGGAUUUUGGAGGGACUCAAGUAUAGCACUUACAGCUGCACUCCAAGGCAAAAUGCGUUGGUUGUGUAAAUGUCAAACGCCACAUGGCCCAUAGCAACUAUUCUAUACACUCCAGCUGUCUCUCGCCUUUAACUGUGAAGAAAGAGGAAACUACAAGAAUUACCAGAAGUGGAUUUAUAAUCUUCUUCCCAUAACUGGAGUUACCGUGUGUGUGAGACACAACAUGUUCCCUCUUCCCGGUCUUCAAGCAUGCCAACAGGACCCAGAAUUCGCCUCCAUGCCUUAGGUGCCUUCCAGAGAAGGGGUUGAGAAGAUGAGCUUUUCUUUCAAAAAGACAGUGAAGAAUGAAGAUGAACAGCUUGUUCUAUCCCCAGGGAUCCAGUAUUAACAUAGGAUGUGAACUGAUCAAAACUUUGAAGACUUGUGAUUACACAUUCGAACAAAAUUAUAAUCUGUAGCUCUCUCUCAAUGAUGAUGAAGGAUACAGAUACUUAAGGCUUUAGGGGCAAUGUCUUGGAGUUGUGCCUCUUUGUAAGCCACUUUCCCUCCUAUAGGGAAAUCACUGUAAAUGUUAACUUCUCUUACCUUUGGAUACCGAAACAGAUCUCUGUGGGUUUUAUACAAUGGACUUUCAAAGCACUUUUUUUUUUUUUUUUUAAAGAAAAAAGGAGCCUUUUUAAACCUGAUGGAGCUGGAAGUAACUGUAAUUAUUUUGCGUUAAAGAUCUUUUUAUCGCUGCAGGGUUGAUGAUAUACGCCAGGCUAACUUGGCCAGACAUAAGGACAGAGGUGGCGGAGAUGGAAUUUGGCAAACAAAUUUUGGCUUUGGCUCUUUCCAAUCUCCCCUCCGCUCACCUAUACCAAUCCAGCAUUUCAAACCACACCAAAGAUGAUACUCCGGAAAAAUAAAACAAACAAAAAAAACAGGAAAACUGUUCAUUUUUAAAGUUUUUUGCAAGAAAACCACAAAAUAUCAAAUAUCCUUACACCUUCCUUGGUCAGAGAGGAAAACAGCACUUUUUGUCUCUCCAAUGUCUUAUUUUAUGGGACAGCAAAAGUGUUAAAUGAGUUAUCGUCAAAUGUACAUUUAUAUAUAUAUAUAUAAUAUAUAUAAUUUUUUUGUAAAUAUUCCCCACCACCGAUUAUCUAUUGUGCCGUCAGAAAAAUAAGUAUUUGGGGGCCAUAUUGACAUUUUAAACCGUUCCUCAGCAGUGACUGUGAUCACUCGCUGUGAGUCACAUCCGUGGGAAGGUUUUUUUUUUGUUAUUUUAUGUACAAAAUGAAUAUUUUUUCUAACUUUUUUUUUCUCUUUAUAAAUAUUUAUUGGUUGUAAAUAGAUGCUAGACAAAUUACACAUUUAUUAAUCUGUGAUCAAUUUUCCUUUUUCUUGAUGCCUUUUGUUUACUGUAAAUAGUGUGAAAACUGCGCAAAAUCCCUGUUAGCCUAUAUACAUAUAUAUAUUUUUUUACGAUUUAACCUACUCAGUGCUAGGACAGCAUGUAGUUUAUCUCAAUACAUUUCAAGCAGUUAUAGCAAUGAAAGGGUUAAAUUUCUUUUUCCUAUUAUCAAAAAAAUAAAUAAAAAUUAUACAGGCUCGCAAGUAGCCGGCGGCAGAUUCUCAUUGGUCUGCGUCUCUGGAGGGUUUCAAAUCGUCGCCAUGAUGUAUGCAGUUGAAGAGAUGGUUCAUGCUUCGGCUUAUCUUUAUAUUAUAUACAGAAAAAAAAACUCAUCGUCUUUUUUUAGUAGAACCAAGAAUAGGUAUUAUCAGUUUUUCUGGUGACAAGUGAACGUGCAAAACCAGUUCACGGGUAUUUCCAAGAAAAUUGUCACUAUGACCUAACUGCUUUUACCAAUACAUUUGUAAGCUGAUGCCUUCAUUUACAUAGCCAAACAUUGCUCUGCCCUGUUGGAAUAAGCAGCACAGUUGCAAAUAGGGAUCCUUUAAAUGUGUGCACAUUGUCAUGAAAUACAUUGUUUUGUAAAAACAUUAGAUUCCAUGAGUUUAUUGAAUCUUAGCAGCCAUGACUGAAGUUAUUUGAAUUGUUUGUUUGCUGCUGUGAAAUCCUGCUUCCAGGGCCACACACCUUCUUGAGAAUCCAUAUCUGUUCCUAAACAAGUUUUUCUCCUCUAGUCCUGUGGUUGCCAACUCAGUUCUGAAGACACACCAACGUUACAAGUUUUGUUAGCAUCCCUACUGGAACAAAACUGGGAACUCCCUAAAUUCUGCACUGUGAGUUGGGAACCAUUGCUCUAGACUUCCACCAUAUGUAUCAGUAAUUUUAUUUCACGUCUGUAAGGUCUAUCCUAGCAGAUCAUAAAGUUAAAUGUUCUUGCUUAUACAAGUGAAUUUCCAACAAGAGAUUGCCCUGGGUUUAUCGCCUGCUUAUUUUGAUUGCUGGAAAACAUUUUAACUUGUUUACAAAGCAAACCAUUGUUUCUUGCAGAGAAGAACAUUCUACCUUUAAUUUGCAUUACAUGCAACCAGGUACAAUGUUUCCCUGAGACUGGACUUCAGCUUCCAGAAUGUAUAAUGUUCCACCUAUAACUUGUUGCGCCUUAAAUUCUCCUUUCCUCCAGUCCUUGAGACUUUUUUUUUUUUUUUCAUGGAAACGUGGCCAAAAAUAUCAAUUUUGUUUUUCCAGUAUGCACAGGAGGAGGAUAGGAUCUAGAGUUUACACAGAAUUCAAUUCUCAACAUGUUUACCUGCCAUAGCUUGAAUCUUAAGCUCCCUUCUCACAAGUGCCAAUCAGUUCAGCAGGGAAUUAUGUUAGAAGGGUAAUGCUUAGCUAUACCCUGAGCAUUGCAUUAUGGAACUUGUAGUUCUUGGCUUAGCUUUGUAGAUUCAGACCUAUUUCCAGUAGGCUAUACCAAACGUAUUUCUGCUAUAGCAGUAAUAGAGUGAUAGAGAGUGGAGAAAAUGCUGGGACCCUGUGCUUCAACUUUCAUUACAUAUACUUGAGUUGACACUUUCCGUAAUAUAUCAUAGGAUCAUGUUUGGAGAAUUGGUCCAGCAGUGAUGAUGUAACGAGUUAGGCAACACUAUCUUGUCUCGGAUAACUAUUGUUGCAAUAUAAUUUUAUCCUAUACACAAAUGUUUGCUCCCCUGCAAAUUUUUGUACUAACCCCUAGAAUGUGCCACAUAUAGUCUUGUAGAGCAUUUUGGGAGCUAAAUACCCAAAAUACCCAAGAGACUGCAAUUUCCCUAUCCCUGCUAUACAUUAACCCCUUAAGGACCAAACUUCUGGAAUAAAAAGGAAUCAUGACAUGUCACACAGGCCAUGUGUCCUUAAGGGGUUAAACUCUUUUGUAAUACAUGCCAAUACUUAAAACAUGUGCAACCAUGUCACUAAUUCUGACCAUCCCAUGAGGAUUUCAGCAUUUUCUAAACUGAACACAUUUGAGGCAAAACAUUGAAUUGCGACAACUUGUUGUUUUGGGCUGAAUUUUUUUUCUCUGUCAGUUUCUCCACAAUUCCCUAGUUACGGAGUCUCGUUGUUAACAAAAAAAAAAAUGAAAAAAAAUACUAUCUGUAAAAUAAAUUAAAUUAUCCUUAAAAUCCAGUAUACUUUGUCUUUAGUUAUACCCAAAAGAGGACAGUAGUCUUACUCGGUCAGAAAUCUUCUUAAAAAUAGAUGACUAAAUAGUUGUUUUGUUUUUUUAACAUAACCUUGUAUGUGAAUAAACAGGCUUCUCAAAACAGCAUUCACUCGUAACACUUUGUGAACGCAGAUGAGAUCUUAUAUGUGCCUUUUUAAUGGGAGACCAUUGUAUGGCAGUUUUAAAUAAUACGGCUAGAAAUGAUUCUGUAUUCAUGUAUCUUGUUGAUAGACUGGAAGCUUUGGGAUGGCAAUGUGGUUGGUUAUGGAAGCAGAGGCAUUAGUUUAUGAAUGAGGUGGUAUAUAUUCUUCCCCACUGUGAAAAUAUACAACCAUCCCCUGUCUAUCACUAUAAAGCAAGUCUGUCAGGUCUUACAGCGUGAAAAAGGAAGGCCAGAGGUAGACUACACUUUUUGUAUCUUUUUAAACUGCAUAGUUUAGAGAGAACAGUUCGGGUCAAAGGUCUAGAAUGGAGCUAUCCACAUUUUUCUUUCAAUUUUCCUUUGUGCCAAUAAGAGAAUCCAUUAAGGCGUUAGUCCAUCCAUCAUAACAAAUACAACCUGUUUUUCAACAUUUUGCUUACUUAUUCUGGUCAAGCCAGGCUGCUGGUUUUCUGGGAAGCUUGGUUUACAGAUGUCGAUCCUUCCGUUUAUUCCUUGGCUGAGAGCAUCAGAUUUGAAAUUAACCAGCCCAGAACUCUUGUUUCAGGCUGGUUUAUGACAUCCUGGGACGCUAUCUGAGGGGAAGUUACACCUAAUGGCAGCAAAGGAGUUAAACUCAGUAUGUGCAACGUUUCAAAGCAAAACGUUGAACAGACUGACUUCCGGCACCAUGGCCACUUGAAAUCACUGAAGCGAGGUCAUGGUACUUAUAGUAACAUUUCAAGGUAUAUAAAUCUCAAAUAAGACGUUACACCAGAGUUAGGCAAACUUCAGUGCUCCAGAUGUUGUGGACUACAUCUCUGCUGUUGCUCUGCCGUGCCGAAAGUUGCCUACCCCUGGUUUUAUACCAUUUUUACAUGCAGAUCUUAUUGUUUUAUGUAUGAACAAUAUAUUCUUUACUGAUUUUGUAUUGUAUUUAGAGGGUGUGUACCCCUUUGAGGCACAGAGCAUCAUGUGAUACAUGUGGAUAUUUUGGCCAAAUGCAAACACUCUUUGAUCACUUAGCUGGCAAAUUGCUACAAUGAAUGUGUGGGUUCCAAUACCGUUUCAAAGGUUGUACACCACAUGCAUUUCAAUCUGAUUUAAAUCCGAAGGACAGGAGGCAAGGUCAUAUGACAUUCAUGUGUGAAAUUUGUUAUUCAGUUUACUCAAAUUGAGGCGAUCACAAAAAUAACAAAAUUAAUAAUUAAAUAACGAAGAAUGGUCUCUAAUCACUGCACUACUAGUGACAGAGGAGAGCAAGUAUAUAAACUUCUAAAGCAAAGGUAUUUAAACCUCUAAAGCAAAGGCCAAAAGGCAGGCAAACCAUUAUUGGAGUUGUAGUUAACGUAGAGAGAGCUGUAAUGUCUAAAUUGGGGUAAUGAACGGAUAACUUUUCAGGAACCGCUGAACUACAGCAACUACCGUAAGGGCAGUCCAUAUUUGGUCUGUCUGGAACUUGUAGUUCACCAAUAACUGAAGAGCCACCUGUUGCACAAGGUAGCCUUACCUGUAAAUCAGAACACUAUAAAUGUGGAACGCGAAGAAAAUUACCUGCCUUGUCUCUUUUUUUCAGUUUUUUUUCUUUAUAAUUUGAAGUGCAAUCCUUUGGUGUAGAAUGCGUUUUGUUAGUAUGUCCGUACGCGCGUGUGUGGAUCUGUGGGACUACACCGUAAGGUGUUAACGUUUACACUUAUUCCUGUCUCUGAUUGUAUGUUGUGUAUUUUGUAACUGGACUAAAAUGAAGGAGACUGUUCUAACAGGUCAUUGUACACAAGCAAUGUGAAAUAGUAUUUGCAAUAAAUGACAACACUCCAAAAAAAAAAUCUAAAUCUGUGUCCUGUUGUUUCCUGAUUGAAUCUUAGUAGUUACAUAGACUGAAGAGAGACUUGCCUUAAUCAAGUUCAGCCUUACUUACAUCUGUUUUUGCUGUUGAUCUAAAAAAUCCAGUUUGAUGCACUUUCCAAUUUUGCUACAAACUAGGGGGAAAAUCCUUCUCAGCGCCAGAAUGGCAGUCUGAUCUCUCCUUGGUCGAAGAAGCUGUUACCCCACAUAAUAAAAAUGAUAUCCCCGAAUCUUCUGUUUUUGCAAGCAUUCAUCCAGUGCUGUUUUUCUAAAAUAGAGCGG
Molecule: messenger RNA, 49908 nt
Organism: Pelobates cultripes (western spadefoot toad)
Lineage: Eukaryota; Metazoa; Chordata; Amphibia; Anura; Pelobatidae
Source: the annotation of a GenBank genome assembly